Molecule: messenger RNA, 47758 nt
Organism: Porites lobata
Lineage: Eukaryota; Metazoa; Cnidaria; Anthozoa; Scleractinia; Poritidae
Source: the annotation of a GenBank genome assembly
AUUUUACUGUUUCACAGUGGUCUGAGUGGUGUCAUGGUUGACAUUCCUACACAGCCAAAUCCUGCAAGGUAAUAUUUAGUAAAUAAUGACUGAUUGAUUUCACUUGCAUCUGUUUGGAACAAAAUUGACACUAGAUGUCCUAUGUAAAAGUUACGUACAUGUACCCGGUAUAUUUUAAAAACCAAAUUUAUAUACCUUAAAGAGAGGAGUAUUUCUUUUGUUUUGGUUUUAGUAUCAAACUGAUCCUUGUCAAUGUUUGGUUUAUCUUUCUGGUACUUUUUGUAUCCUUACAUGCACAUCUCACCAUUCUUCCUUUUGUGAAUGUUGAGCUUUUGUUUUUAUUGUUUUGUUUUUUUUUUAAGAAAGAAAAGAUUGUUCUUAUGUUUUCAUUAUUUUCAUGUUGCUGGGUUGGUUCAUUUAUGAAAUGGUCAAUUUUUGUUAAGUGUGACAUCAAGCACGCCAAUAAGUGUGUACGAGUUCAUUUGACAACUGGAGGGGUGUUUUUAUUCAUUCAUGUCUUUGAUAUUUUCAAUUGCCGGCUAUUUCUGUUGCAGUUUCACCAUUUUUUUCAUUUUUUAUGUGGUUUUGCAGUUUUCUUAAUUGUACAGUGUCCCCCUCCAUAGUUACGCUGUACUGGAUGGAGUCUAGUUUUGCACUGUUUGUUAUUAUCUAAAAAAAGUGUAUUGCAUGUACAUGUAUGCUAUGAUGAAGGGGAUCAAAAUUAAUAUUGUUUGGAGAAGAUACAAAAUUUGCAGUUGUGAAGAGUCCCUAAGAGGAUUAAUGAUACAAGGUCCUGUAAAAUUAAGGAAAGAUGCUUACAUACUAAAAUGCAGGAAGCAAGAGCAACUUGUUUAGUUUAGGAAUGAGUUGUAAAAACCAACAAUUUAUUUUGCUUUACUAAUAAUAGUUACUGUUUUUUAACAGCCAACUUUCACAGCUUAAAUUUACAAGUAAGUAGAACUGAAUAACAUUUGAACUUUUGAAGUAAACAUACCAAAGAGUAAAAUCAUUUGAAUUUUUAUCAUGUGGUUGGUUUGAUGUUUCAGUGAUUUUUAAUGUCAGGCCAUGUUUUUUCAUUACCAGAAUGUUAAACUUGAAAGGGACAUGAAAACCUGUGCAUUUGCAACUGGCUUUGUUUUUCACUAGGGCCAUUUAUACUAGGAAAAAAUAAGAUGUGUGUAAUAUAAGAUGUGAACUGUACCAUUAUAUGAGCAUGUCUUCUCUAAGAUGAAAACAGCUCGUAUAAAUGGUUCGCGUCUUAUUUCUGUUCUUGGCUUGUUUUCAUGUAAAUGUUGCCCGUAACAAUGGCAAUCCAACAUGGCACGCGUUUCAAAGUUACGGCGCCAUUUUGCGAUUUGUAACAGAGGCAAUAUUUUGAAGACCUUUUUAAUGAAAAUGGAGGAGUUUUCUCUUAUGACAAAAACCCUCUUUUACCGCAGAAUUAUAAAAAAAAUGCUCUCUUUUUUUUGUUGGUGUGGUUUAUGUGUAUAGUUCAGAAAAGACAAUCAGUUCAGUGACCACACAGCACUUCAAUAAUCACGCAAAAAAACACACGCACGAAAGAAACAAAAAAACUGCCAGUAGCUUGCCAGUCUGCCAUGGGACAAGCAAAAUUUUCCCAUCAAUAAUUAACGCAUGCAUACUAUGCAUUCGGGUCUUAUGUAAGACACGAAGGUCAUUUAUACAGAUUUUUGUCUCAUCUUAGCUAAGUCGCAUCUUAUCUAAGAACAGGUGUUCUAAAAUGAAAUGUGUCUUAGCUAAGUCACAUCUUAUUUUAGACGAAAUGUGCCGUUUAUGAGACGCGUCUUAUGUAAAAUGUGUCUUAUUUUUCCUCGUAUAAAUGGCCUCAUCCUCGGAGACCCAGGGGCAGAUAGUGGGCGCGAGGGAAAGUCUAAACAGGCGGAAGAAUAUGGCACGAAGAAAAGAAAAGGACGGCAAGAAGAGCCCCUGGGGACAAUGUCUUACGAGACCAGUUCCAAACGGUCGCUGCCAUUCUGGCUUCUGAUUGGUGCCAGAAAACUUUUGUGUUUUUCUGCCCAAUCAAAAGGCAGAGCUGUGGUGACCAUUUGGAACUGGUCUCGUAAGACAUUGUCCCCAGGGGCUCUUCUCGCCGUUCUUUACUUUUCUUCGUGCCAUAUUUUUCCGCCCGUUUAGACUUUUCCUCGCCCCCACUAUCUGCCCCUGGGUCUCCCAGAAUGAAAUGGCCCCUUUGUGACCAUCUUUGUUUCUAAUCAAAAAUUAAAUAUUUCCUAAACCACAUGCCCUUAAGGUGGAUGCAAAAGAAACAGAACUCCAAAAAGAGUCAAGUAUGGUGAUUUUAGUCAUGAAUGCAUACAGAAAUGAAUUUUAUUGAAAAGAAUUUCACGAAUAUACUGAAUGUACUGAAUAUCCUGUGUGAUGUACUAGAAUUUUAAUGUUUUGUAUUAAUAAUAUGACCCUCGAUUCUUUCCAGUCUUGAAAGCUUCAUUAAAGGAACAGUCAGGCUGGUUUGGUAAGUGGAAAGAACCAAAAGGACUGGUAACCCCAGGCCAUUCUCUUCUGUUUUUGUAGUCUGUAGAAUACGUAUGGCAUGUUGCAGAGUCCCAGUCGAUUUGAUGGUUCAUCUGUACAAAUAAUGGUUAUCAGCAAUGUGAUUGUUGACCUCACCAUUUCUUGGCACUCAUGUGUGUUCAGUCAGUUGCAUGGUAAGGUUUUUACCGGUCUCAACUAUGUAAGUGGCCUGGCUAUCACUUUUACCAAUUACUAGUAAUGUUUGCCACAUGCAGCACUCCCUAUUUUGAGUUUAAUGUCAAAACAGAGACCAGAAUCUAUCUUUGGUAAAGUUUGUCUAUCAAGCUACCUUUUAAACAGUCUGCAGUGACUAGAUCAAGUAAAUGAUAAUUUUGGGCUUACUGACUGUCAUUGGGUAAUUAUUGUUCAGUGUUUUAACCACUCAUAAACAAGGUUUGACUAAGCAAAAAUUUCUUUGACCAAUCAAACCACCUUCCAAAAAUUAUUUUGAGCACUUGACAUCCUUUCACAGAGCAGACAGUAGUGACACUUAGAAAGUUUGCUGUUGUCGUGGUCUAAAGCUUGUUACUUGACUGUUGUUAGUUUGUACAUGUACUUGUACAUGUACUCAUAAAAUAUGCUGAUCUUUUUGUUUAGCAAAAGGGGAUCCAUAUGUAAAACUUGUGGUUGAUGGCAAACAACCUUCCAAAAAAACUGAGCCAGCCAAAAAGACAUGGGAACCAGUAUGGGAUGAGGAGUUUACAAUGUAAGUUCCACUUCAUGUCAGUUUGUCAUACAAAAUAGUUUGAAGGCACUGCCAUUGAUGGUUCUUCCUGAAUUGAACAAAACUACAUGUUGUUCACUCUCAUUCAGGGUUGGAAAUUAGCCUUUACCAAUAGUACCUGUUGGUCACUUAAGUGACUUCACUAAACACACAUUAAAGCAAUUUGUUUCAGGGAAAUAAUUUUAACAGAAACUGAAAGGGUGUUUCAUGAAUUUGCUGAAAAUUGUUCAUUUCUCUUGUAUUAUUACAUGUAGAUGAAGUUACACUGGAGCUUUUCGCCAGAGUUCCCCAGGGAAAUAGCUCGGGUUGGGCUAGAUCUGGGUUUUGAUCACAUUUUUGUUUUUUAGGUUUGUGGUUAAUAUCCUUGUUCGUGAACUGUAAAUAUUGAAGAAUGACAUAAACUGUGAAACAUUUUUACCCGUUAAAUAGAUCCUCCACAAGUGUUCAAUCUAGAAAUUUGUCAAAGUGUGUCAUACAUUUAUGUCCCGCGUGGCAUUUUGAAUUGGGUCAUUUCAUAAAAUUAAUGGUCUGGUUCAAACUAUGAUUUUGGAGUUUUUAACAACUGACAUCAUUGUUGGCUCAUGAAGUUUUGGAGGUUGACUUAACAAACUGACUUCUCCAGCUUCAUUGCCAUCCUUAUCCAGCCCAUCUUCAUGUUUUUCAGGUUCAACUGCUAUUCUCUUUUGCGUAAAAAAAUGAAUUUAGUUUUUGUUGUCACUUCAUAAUGAAAGGAAAAAAAAGAACAAACUAAUUCAACAAAGAUCAACAAACACAGCAUGAAAGAUCUGCAAGGCAACGUAUGCCGAACAUCAAAAUUUAUGCGCCAAUCUCUCUUGGAAUUGCAUGGAAAUGAAAUGACAGUCAUUUUGCAUGUUCAUUUCAGGCUUGUUAGCACACUUUUUUUAAAAUUUACUUUUAUUGUUGCCUGAUGUGUUUGAAUUGCUUAUAUACAAACUGUCUGAAGUAACGUUUUUUUGUAUCAGUAUGACUCCACGAUAAUUUCAUUUUGUGUCAAAAUAGAAUGUUUCGCAUCAAUGAUGCAAAAACACGGUGUAGAUUGAACACUGCUCCACAUCAAUUAUUUUUAGCAAUGGUGAUUCAGCCCUUAAUUUUGACACUACAACGAAGGUGUUGACUUCAUUCAUGCUUUAAAAAGGACUAACUGCAGUCACUGGCAAGUCAAAUUACAGUCAGGACCAUAAAAUUGCAUUUGAAUAUAUUAGAUGUAAAAACAUUCAUUCCUUAUGUUUUGUAUCUUAAUUAUUGGAUUAACAAAUGCAGAGCAAUAAUGGAAGAAUAUUAAAUUUUGUACCAUGUUCUUUAUUUUCAGCCUUGUGACACCUUAUAGUGUUUUAGAACUAGAAGUCAACAACAAAUUUUCUCUCAAGAGUGAUGUUCCAUUAGGAUCAGCAAAGAUUCAGUUAAACGAUGUGCUGCAUACAAAUCAUGGAAAAUGUAUGUUUCUCCUUGCAAAGAAGAAUUAAGAAUGAAAUAAAUGAUGCAUUCUUUUUUAGUGAAUGGGUAUAGUAUUAUCUUUUUUUAGUGGCAUGCCACUGUCAAUGUGUUUCUUGUCGUUCGUAACACUGUUACUGUAAGGAUUGUACAUGAAGGACUCAAGGUUACUGUUCUCUUUUUUAGUCCUUCAUGUAUUUCCAAAUUCUCUUGUAACUUCUCAUCUGAUUUAACAAUAGGAGAACCCUGGCACAUUUUAACUUUUGAGCAGACUAGACUAGAACAAAUCAGAUAAGUGAAAAACAAAAAUUGCUGUUAGUUUUAGCUUUCAGAGGCUGAUUUAGAUGCACACAUCGAAAAAUCAUUUAAAAAUUGAAAGUGCAAUUUUUUAAAAAAAUGGUUUGUUUGUUAAAUACAUGUAGCUAGUUAAGGUGUCUUGACCCAGUUAUUUUGUGAGGGUACCAUCCUACUUUGAAGAUCUCUGAUAUCCCCAACUUAACUUUGAUUGUAAGUCUAACAUAUAGCAUGGAUAACAUAUAGAUCAAUCUACAAUACAGCAUAAAAUUUUUGGCGAUCGGAGUAAAAUGUCACUUGGUUAUAUUGCCAAGCCUCUUUGGGGUCUGAGUAGAAAUUCUGCUGUUGAUGGCAAUUUUUCGUGAAAAUCGUUGGCUACAUAUAGUUUGCAUUAGUGCCUUGCGUUGAACAGGGUUUUACCAAAAAGACCUGGCUGACUUCCGAAUGCUCACCGAGAUAUGAUAAUUUUGGUACGGUGAGACAGGCAAUUGUGUGAUACAUAUAGAUUUAACUGACGACUUUUAAUAAAUUAUCAUACUUCUUGUGUCUUUGCCAAAAAAUCAAGAAAUGCUACACAAUCUCUUCUCCGUGAACUUCCUCUCUCACCUGAAUAGCAUUCAACACCCCGGCCAUUUUCUUUAGAGUUUUCAAUUCUCAGCAUGAUGUACACUCAGCUGGCUGGAGACGUCAUGUGACGGGAAUCCCUUCUAUUUUCUCAUACUAAAUUAUCAUAUCUCGGUGAGCAUUUGGAAGCCAGCCAAGCGCGGUCAUUGCACGCGUGCUGAACAAUAAUACUGUAUCAUGACAGACUAGAAACAAUAGAAAACUCCCAAAGCACAAACUCAGCCAAAAUGCUAAAAAUCUUCAAUGUUUAUAAAUUCAAGUUUGGUCUUAUAAAAGAUAAUGUCACAGUUUUUCAAUGACCAUGAAAUUCAGAAUCCAGGUAGUUAGUUAAUCAAUUGUGGCCCUGAAAAAAUUUGAAGGAAAAAAACUUCAUGUUUUUAAGACAAUGCUUUUUUUGUGAGAAGGACUCUUAAACGCUGUCAAACGUCAACAAAUAGCUAAAACUAAAAUUUCUAUGUGUUUGCAUUGCUUGAAAUGCGCAUUUACAAGGCCCUAAAGCUUUUUGCUGACUUGCAAGGACCCAUCUGUUAUAAAGAUCCCCAAAAUAAAGGGAUAAAUCUCAUAGUUUAUUAGGUAUAAUCGUUUAAAGUUUGCUUAUCAUUUUCACGUAAAUUAUGACCUUAAUUUGGAAACCGCUGAAUUUCUCACAUUGGGUCUUUCUGAUUUUGGUGAAACUCUGUUCAACGUAAGGCACUAACACAAACUAUGUGUAGCCGAGAGAUUUUCACAAAAAAAUGCCGGCAACAGCAGAAUUUCGACUCAGACCCCAAAGAGGCGUAGCACUAUAACCACAUGACAUUUACUCCGAUCCCCAAAAAUUUUAUGCUGUAAAUUGUAGAUUGAUCUAUAUGUUAUCCAUGCUAUAUGUUGCACUUACCAUCAAAGUAAAGGUGGGGAUACCAGAGAGCUUCAAAGUAGGAUGGUACCCUCACAAAAUAACUGGGUCGAGUCACCUUAAAUUAUUUGAUAUAGGGUUAUACGUUGUACAAUGUAGGUACUAACUUAUCACAUCCCCUUUCAUGAAAGACACCCCUUAAGUUAUCCAGUAACCUAAAGCCUUGGUGUGAUCAGAGUUUGCAUUUACUUUUGAGGGUGCAAAUAGAAGCUGUAAGGGAAGAAGGAUUGAUUUAUUGGAGUAUCUAUUGAAUUUCUAUUUCUUUUGCAGUGAAUAAACAUAAUUUAAAAGUGAAUAUUCUCCUGGACAAAAAUGGCACACCAUGUCAAACAGGUGUGCUGGAAGUUGUGCUUGAUGGAAUGAGUGUGAAUAUGAGACACUUUCCUCGAAGGCUACCACAUCAAACACCAACGCCUGUUGCCAAUGGCCCUUCUACAGCAAACACACUCCCAGUUAAUGGCGGUACACCAUCACGACAAACUCAACAGUUAGUAUUUUCAUUUACUGUCUUUUAAACUUUAUAUAAUUACUAUAUGCUCUCUUAAAGGACAUAUAAAUGGUUGUCUAAUGGUUUGUAAACACUUUAAGCCACUUAACAGAAAGAUGUUUGUUUAUGUAAUCUUGCAGAAAGCCACAAAUUGGAGUAGGAAUCCUUUCAACUUUUUUCUACAAUGAUUGUUUUGGAAAGUUUAGCAAAGAAAAAUUUAAUUCAAUCCAGUAUUGUUCAGUAGAGUUCAACAAACAGCACAGAACUAGGGUUUUAGAAUAUGGCAGUGCAAAGAUUUGGUGUUAUCAAUUGAGUUGAUAAGGUAGAUUGACCACCACAGGGAGAUAGAGAAGCUGGUGUUUUGAGCAGCAGCAUCAGAGCAAAUUGAUUCACCAGAACACUCUUUCUGGGCCUUGUCCUCUGAUGCUAAAAUAUCAGCUUCUGAAGUUCAGGCAUGUGCAGAGUGGAAAAGUUUGAGAUAGCCUUUGGGUUAAAAAGUGACACACCAGUCUCAAGUUUUACUGUAUGAUUGCCUUUUUUCAUUAUUAUCUUUUUUUUCGCUAAGCGCAUGCAUUUACUAGGCGGGAAACAUUUUGGGAAAAAACUUUAAGGAGUUUAAGAUAUGAUGGAACGUUACUUGUGCAAGUUAGUUGUAGAAAAAAAUUUGCAUGGAAAUUUUCUGGUCAAAUUUUCAUGGUUUCUUGUGAUAUAUUUUUUUUCUGGCCUGUUGGACUCAGUAAAUUGUGCUCACCAGGUUAGUGCAGGUCAGUGGUGAAUGGUUUAACAGGUUAACAACAUUAGUUUUUUGUGUUGGUGUAUUUGAUUUCACUUGACACUAUACUCAGUCUCUUAUGCUUACCCUUGUGCUUGUGCUGCAAGUGAAAAUUGGCUUUCUACAUGUUUAAGAAAAUCUUUAAAUUUAAAUGAAAAGUGUUAACCUUUCCAACACUUUUUGGCUAUGACUGUAGGUUAGAGCAUACUGACUUAGGUCAGCAUAUUUACUUUGUCUCAGUUCCAAAAAUUUACCCAGGUGUUAUUGAUCAAAUUGAUGUAAGAUAAAAAACUAACCUACAAAGAAUUGGACAGACUGAUGAGUGACCUAUAACAUAUCUAGGUUGAAAUCCAAAACGCUGUUGUCAAAUCUCUAUUAGCUGGCCCUCCAUUAAACAGACAUCUUCUAUUGAGCAUACACGUUUCAAAUUCACUUACAUUAGUUCUGUAAAUAAAGCAAAUCCAGGGAAGAUAUGAACAACCAUAUGAAUUUUCUGAAUUUCCAUGGUACAUAUUAAGGCAUAUUUUCCUACCAUAAGACCAUCAAACAAUAAAAAAGACAGCAAAAUCGACCUUCCUCUUCGCUGACGGCGGAUCAUUCACGAAAACAACCACGAGAGGAAUAAGUGCUUUCAACUUCCGGCGUUUCCCACAGCCAAUCAGAUCUUGUGGCAUUGUUCUAACAGCCAAUCACAUAAAAGCCAAAAUCUGGCCGUAACAAGCACAAACGUGAGAGAGUUUGUAUCAGGCCCAAUUUUAGCGCUGGCUGUUAGAGAGAAUGUAUGAGAACCGCUAAAAUUGGGCCUGAUCUCAGGUUAGUUUACAAAAUAAGGUAAAAAGUUUACAAUUUCUUAUUCUGGGACUGGGUUACAAUAAUGCCAAAAAUAAUAUGUGUGUAAAAUAGAUAACAUACUUUGUUACUAACUACUACUAUUGAGCAGUUCAAAACUAUACACUAACGCUUAAUAUCACACUAUUGUUUAAAGGGUGGGCUCAUAUUUGAGGCUGGGGAAAAAGCUACUCGUAUAUCUUGCCGUACAGCACUUUGGUAGGACUGAGUUGUCAGGGAGCACGUCCAAAUAUCGGUAGGGAACCCGAUCAUGGAAAACGGACCUGAUUAAUUUUCCGAUAGUUCGGAAUUGGCACCGAUCUGUAGGCACCAGUUGCCGUUUCCGAUUAUGAUAAAAACUUUGCUGAUUCAAUCGAAGCCAAUUGACAUUCUGAUGUUCAUAUGUGUCACGUCAUAUUAUAUUAUGUUACCUGAUAUAAAAUGAAGCGUGUCACGAAACCAAAUGAUGAAAGAGUCGUUUCACUCCAAAGUAAUUUCUAUUGACUGUACCUUUUUCCUACUGAUCCAUAACAAAUAACAAUAUUGUAUGUUCCUGUAUGUUGUGUUUCAAGUUUGUUGAUUUGAUGUGUGCCUACACGUGCUUUUCGACGUUUUUCAGAGAUAUUUCCUUCAGUCAGUCACAAACACCACGCUACCCCAUAAAAUUUAUUUUAUGAAAAUUAAAAGGAGUUACAUGUGUAAAUAUUACGACGCAAAACACAUGUUCUUUAUACAUAGCAAACAAAACACCAUACUGAGUAGUCUGUUCUGUACUUGAUACUUUCUAACAAUCAAUCCGAAAUCAUAACCAGAACUCACUUUCUCGAAACACAACUGGAUGCAUAGACUUGCUACAAGUAGACCUCUCAGGUUUCCUAGUGAGCAGAGCAGGAGCAAAACCAUGGAUAAUAUAAAACCACAGGAUAAACUUUUACGAAAAUUUGCGUCUUUCAUUCAACGAUCGUAAACGAAAGGUGCAAUGCGAUCUGAGGCAAAAAAUACCUGCAACCAAUUAGAUUGUGGCCUUAGAUUGUCUCCAGGGAAUUAGCAAAAGAAUUGAAAGAUUCCCACGCUCAUGAGUCACGGAAGACAUGGAACAAAGUUUCAUACAGGAGCUACCAAAGAGAGAAUGGCGACUUAGCUGUUCUGUGAGCUUGAUCAUGGUGCCACAUGAAAUUGCUUUCCACUCUCAGCACUUAGGAAAAUUUGCCCUUGACUCAAGGUGCUGACUUUUUGACAAAAAUCAGAACCUUUUUUACCGGAGUGUUCAACCGACACAAAUUGUGCAUACAUCCGGUAAGUUUGACUAAAGUUAAUAGCGGAAAGAGAAUCGAUAAAGAGAAAACCAGUUGAACGCCUCCUUCAGUCACUUUUAUGAGUUCAUGCAACCAAUAAACAACUUGCAACCUGAUUCUCAGAUGAUGUCCUCUUCUCUCCUGUGGCAAUUUAAAAAGUUAAAGUACACAACUUGGUAACAGCAUUAAUUUUGCAUUUUGGUCAUGGAUUUUCUGGCUUCUUUUUAUUUUUUUCGCUUAAAGUCCUAAACUGUUUAUUCCUCCAAAGAUUCUUAUAAUCAUGCGUUUUGGGUUCCGGUUAGCACGGGCCCAAGCUAUUUCAAAAUUAUCAUUUUGAGAUCGUACACUUGCAAUGAACAUUGGGCGGUCUUUCACUCAAAAGAUGCUCUUUAGCGUUGUUGAAUGACCUGCUGUUUCUUCUCAUGCCCAUUUUGUUACACAAAUUUAAUCUUUUCUGGUCAUACUCUGUCAUAGGAAAUACAAGCAAAAUAAUGUUCGAAACCGUGACGUUAAAUUUCGUUUGAAACAAGACACAUUUAUAAGAAAGAUAAGGUUAAUAAUUAGAAGAAACACUUUAUCUGCUGGUCUGCAACAUUUAAAUUGGAAAUUUAACGUGUUUGUGUAUCGAAAAACAGUCAUUCACUCUUUUACUUUUGUUUUUGUGACGGGUUAUUUGAGCUGCCAGAUAUUUUUGAUGACCUAUGUUAAUUGGCCUGAUAAAGAAUUGAGACUCGUUGCCGAUUCCGUUUCAUUUGGUACGGAUAAUAUCAGGUCCGACAUUCAACAGAAUCGGAAAAAAUCGGUACCCAAUUGAUCACCAUCGGUGUGACCUGAUGCCGAUAUUUGGACGCGUUCCCUUACUAGAGCGUAAAUUGUAAGGCUGGCUCUCAGCACACAAGGGAGGCAAUAAGUAGUGCAGGCAUGACUCUGGGUUGUCACAGAUGCUAUGCCACACUCUAAAUCACAAGUCAAUAUGUCACGAAAGUGUCAGUAUAGUGGGUAUUGGGGAAUAAGAUAUGUAAUGCCCUUUUCUGGACUUGCUCGACCUUGUCACUGAGAUAGACAGGUAGGCUGUUUGACCACAGCACACAACAGUAUUUCCGAACUGAGUGUAUAAAUGCAAAGUAGACAUUGAGGAGGUCACUAGAGGGGAUCCCAGCCUGUUUCAGAACCCUAAGAAUGUAAAGACACCUUGGUAUCUAUUUUGUUGAUAUUGUCAUUACACUUAAGGGUGUCAUACAAUGUAAGCCCGAGUACUUUAUUGGAGGGCACAUUUUCCACAGGAAGCAGCGCGCAAAGAAAGUAGUGUCCGAUAGCCCAGGGCUAGUGGAUUUUGCUAUCGGGCUAGUGAAUUCUGUUCUUAACUUGCCCAAAGGGCAAUUGAAGUUUUUUGAGGAAUUCAAUUUAUGGAAGAACUGUGAAAUCAAUUCUGCUCAUCAAAACGUUUUUGGGGCUUGUUGAAAUGACAUUUUGGCUAAUAUUUGCUAGCCUCAGCUUGCCCAAAUGGCAAGCUGUAAAAAAUGACUUUCUGUGCACCCUGGGAAGAUUGUUGAUAAGAAGUCGUGGAAGGUCAGGUCUGCUAGUUUGGAGAGUACAAAUCGUCAUCUCGUUGCACUUCUUCAAGUGUAGGUUCAUCUUGUUUGCGAUGAACACUGGGAGGUGAUUGGUUUGCAGGGAAGAUGUAACACCCACUGUGACAACCUCUGAUAUUGUAAGGUCGUCAGCAUACUUCCAGUGACUGGAGCUUAGGGGACAUUGACUGCUAGAUCGUUGAUCAUAAUUGAACUGAAUAGGCCUUUUGCAUUAGUUGAUCACAUGAUCAACUUUCAGUAAACAUGAAAACAGUUCACUUUCGAAAAAUGUUGUUAGUACGAUUUGAAAGAGCAUAUUAAAAUUAGGUAGCCUGUAAAUUUUCAGCUGUAUAUCUUAAAAGUAGCGAUUGCAACAGCCACAGAGUAGAUCCUGAGAAACUAUCUUUGAAAAACUCAAAACUUUACAAAGGAACGUAUGGGCUCACAAUUUCGCAGUUUUCGAUGGCUGCUGUUCCGAUCCUUUGUUGUUGCUUGCAAAGUGCUGAAAAUUGCUCAAAAUUAACCAACUCUUUUCAACUUUUGAAUUUAAUUUGUGCAUACAGUGAUGUCUUCUUUGGGUUAACUGGUAUGCUAAUGAGCAAAAAUGUAAACAAUUUUGUCAGCAAAGAUUUGCCUAUUGCUUUAACAAAUAUCAACAGUCUUUACUGCUGGUGACAGAUAUAUGUUGUUUCACUUUGAACCAUAAAGUGAUCAUGUAUCAUAUUGUAUCCCCUUAAUUUUGGAAUCUAGUUCCAUUUUGCCAUGUUAAAUAACAUCCUAAAUUUUAGAACAAUUUUAUGCCGGGUUUUUUGACAGUUUUUUAAAGUAGUGGCCAUAUUUCUGAAAACACUGGAUGCUACCAGACGCCAAUUUAUUUGAAUUUAUCAUUUAGCGUACUGCAGGCAUUUUUCUAAGGCUUGAAAAAUCUGUAAUUCUGUGAUGUGCAUUUCACUUGUCUCUUGUGAGUUGAAGAACUCCAAAUUCAAAUAAUUAUUGGCUUCAAAGUACCGGACAUAGAAUGGUAAAUGACCAGACGAAACAUUUGGCCUCUGGCUUCAAACGAAACCCCUGACUUUUAUGAAUCAGUCACCUCCUUACCUGGCUAUUUCCCAAGAAUGAGUGACCGCAAGGUUUGGAUGUAGUUUGUUGAGUUAACAGAAUUAAAUGUAGUUUACAAUUCUAAUUACAACCAGACUUAUUUUCCUAGAGUUUUAUGGUCAAGGUGUACAUGUAUUUGUACUCCAGAAAACCAGUUUUCUACAAUUGUUACAUAUUCAAGAAAAUGUAUACUCUUCUUAAUUGUAAAUAUAAAUCUAAAAUACAGUAAAAUUCUUAUGCUUGAUGAUUCUACUUGCGUUUUUGUUCAGGAGAACAAAUGAUGGUGGUGAUGUACAGAGGCGACAUCCCAGACAGUCAUCUGCUCGGCAGAGACCAGUUAGCACUGGAGCUUUAGGAACAGCUACUGUAAAUACUCCUCAGAGUUCAUCCCAAGGAAAUAACACCAGAAAUAGUGUAACAACAUCUACCCCACCUGCUUCUCAUCCACCACACCCCCAAACACAAUCGGCUCAACCAGGUACAGUCUUUUAAGGAGUCUUUUUGCUGUGCUGUAAAAUGAUAAUCUUUUAAAACCCUUGAUUUUUAGCUCACAUUUAUAUCAUUAACUUAUUCUGUGGGCAUUCUGAAGAUGAUGAUGUUAUUCACAUUAAGUGUUUCUGCACUUGUAUAAAUUAUGCAUACAACCUUAUGAAAAAUUAUCAUUGAAUUUUCACAUCUAAAAAAAUCAAAGAAAGUUGUACUUUACUGUAAUUUGAACCGUGUAUUCAUUAUUGACUAGUUUGAACUUAAGCCACAAGGCAAUGCCAAGAAUGAUCCUCCCUGUACAUGUAAGUGAUGUCAAGAUAAUUGUUAACAAUGUAACAGAAGAUUGUUCUUUUUUCACAGGAAAUAAUUUGAAUGCAUCACCAUCAGCAAGGCAAAGACAAGGAAAUGAGGAACCACUGCCUCCAGGGUCAGUCAACACUGUUUGUAGUAUCAAAUCACUCCCAUAACUAUCAAGUGCUCUCAUAUUUAUUCAAAAAAAAAAAUGACACAUACAUUGUAAAAAAAAACCCUCUUUUAUUAACUGUUUGUUUUCUUAGGUGGGAGCAGCGUGUAGACCCUCACAGCAGAAUUUACUAUGUUGAUCACAAUACACGUACAACUGCAUGGGAAAGACCUCAACCCUUACCACCAGGGUAAGUCGAAUAAAGAACUGCUGAUGAUGAAGCUUUUGAGGCAUGCAACAGGGGCAGUUGGUAAUGUGGUAUACCAACCAGUUAUAGUUCGUACCUUUAUAAACUAGUUGUGUUCGUUUAAAAGCAUUUGUGACCUCUCACGGGGAAACAUACCUAACAGCUUUCCGUUUUCAAAUGGCUGUCUGUUUACAAGCCGUUUGUCAACCAUUGUGUAGUUCCAGAAAAUAUCCAGACCCCCACCACGGAGGGAAUUUUAUUUACGACCCCCCCACCUCCCUGGAUUUUCCAUUUUUGCAGGGAACUGAUGGCCCCCCCACCCCUCUGGAAUUUCCACAAGUAUGACAAAGACCCCCCAACCCCUCUGGAAAAGUCAUUUUCACAAAGAAAGACUAUUACCAUAGGGGAAAUUGAAGCCAUUUAUGGUAGUACGCAACCAUUUCCGUCAGAAGCUUGUAUGCUUCUGUUUCCAUCUAUUUGAGCGAUCUCGCAACAUUAAAACACACUAUACGCCACAGUAAAAAAAAUCUGCAAUUUUUGCUCAUCCUUUACUUUAAAUGAAACAGAUAAAGUUAAUAAGUUCCUUUUCAUUUUCCCUUAAUUUUGUGGUUGAAGGUGUGGCAUGUUCGUGAUCAAAAUCUUGCUAAAAUGGUGUCGAUUUCACCAAACAUUACGGCCAUCGCGAAUCACGUCGCAUUAGUCGAUCGAAAAACAGUGUAAAAUGGUUCUAAAAUGGUUCUAAAAUGGUUACAAUGUAUAGCUUGUGCUUCGUGAAGCAAAAUUGCGACUCUACUGUUCUUCAAUUGAUCGAUCGACUGACGGAUCGUGAUGUGUUGCACGUGUUGAUGUCUUGAGGGAGACUGGUAACGAGUAAUGGCGGCCGAAUAUACGAGCAUGCGAUAAAACGAGUUCUACUCGGUCUAGUUCCUUUGAAAUUGCAUCCAGAACGCUUUUGGAAGAAAGGAAAUUUGGUUAAGAUCAAAAGAAACAAUCUUAAAUGAUAUAUUUCAAGUUAUUUAUGUCCUAAAAAUGAUCUACCAGGUCGGUAAGAUGCAAUGGUCGAACUAAGGUCGAAAACGAAAUGAUAUUGACCCCCUAGCCUGGAAAGUAAUUUGAUUGUCGAACCCCCCUCCCCUCUGGAAUUUCCUGGGUCUCUGACCCCCCCACCCCCUUAGAAUUUCCAAUUCCCUCCGUGGUGGGAGUCUGGAUAUUUUCUGGAACCACACAUUCUAACAAAAGGCAACAAAGGCUUGAUCACCCAUUUGCUUGAAACAUCAACUCGUUCAAACGGCUUUGUCACCUGUUCGUUGGAAACAUCAACCCAUUUGAACUACUUGGUCACCCGUUUGUUGAAGGCAUCAGGUUGAACGAACAACCUGGUCACCCGUUUGUUGAAGACAUCAGGCCAUUUGAACGGCUUGGUCAUCCGUAUACUAUCAUGGCAUCCCUUCAAAUUUUCUGUCAAAUGACAUGGAAGACGAGUAACGCCAUCUGUUCAAAAUAUUUCACUUGUUCAAGUGGUCAGUUAAUUCAAUGUUUUAAGAAAUCUGUUUGACUUCAUUGGCACAAGUUUGUAGGCUUUAAACUCUUUUUUGGCCUUAUUAAAACAACUUGCUUACACUAGCGAUCAAUUCCUUAUCAGACAAAAAAUUGAAGCUAAAGAUAUCCUAUGUAAACAAACAUUUCAAAAGAAACCCUCCAAACACUUUUGCUUUCCGCAUGUUCGUCAGUUUUUUGCUCACGGUAGCACAAAUCAACAGAGGAAGGAAAUACUGUGGGUAAUAACAAGAACGUCAGAUUCUAGUAGUUGUGCGCGAGCAGGACUUGGGAUAUAGUUUUUUUUGGCAGACAAUUUUUUUUUUGAGAGUUGGAAACAACUUGAGAAUGAAGAGAAAAAGUUCCACAUUACUCAUUUUUAAUUUGUUUGCAUUGAAACAAAUUCCUGGCGGGUCAAAUUUCAAGCAAAAUUAUCAUCUUGUUUUUAAAAAGCUUUCAACAGAAUCGGGGUUUUCCUGAUGUAGUUUUGAAAAAAUUACAAUCUCAAAUAGAGAUGCGUGUUAGCAAACAGUUGUUAUUGUCGAUAUGAUGCAAUAGAAGUUUCAUUCCAGGAAAAAGUGAAUGGCUUGCUGUGAGAGAUUGUCAGGCUAAGCUGUUUAGUUGUUUGGGGAACCCGUUUGGAAAUUUUGAUGAGUUGUUCGAACGGGUAAGUAAGCCGUUCCCCCGUUCAUGUUAGCGGUUCGAAAAACCUAAUAACCUGUUCAGUCAUUUGAGGAACCCGUUUGAAGGGGUGAGUGAGCCAUUAGCUUGUUCAUGUUAGCUGUUUGAAAAAAAUGGCUACAUUUUUACCUGUUCAGCCAUUCAAUGAACCUGUUCGAACAGGUGAAUGAGCUGUUUGCAACCCGUUCAGAAGCCGUGUUUCACCCAUUUAUUGGGAGGCCCUUAGGUAUGUCUUCCUGUGAGAGGUCACAUUUGCUUUGGAUUGAAUGAUUGAAAGCUUUUUAAAUAGCUGAGUAUGAUCUGGUCAGCUGUCUUUUCCUCUUGCCCAGAGACCCAAAAUCUGAAAAUGUGCUGUGUAAAGAUUUGGUUCUGUGAGUUAACAUCUCACAGCAAUUGAUUGCAAGGAACUAUUAUAAAACUACAGUGUAUUAUGGCUAUUAAACACAAGAAGCUCAUUAAAACAUAAUUUUUUUUAGGUGGGAAAGGAGAACGGACUCAAGGGGAAGAACUUAUUAUGUAGAUCACAACACAAGAACUACAACAUGGCAACGGCCAACUGCAGAAACAGUUAGAAACUAUGAAAACUGGCAAAUGCAGCAUCGAGCUCUCAUUAACACAGAGCGUCAGAACUUCCAACAGAGAUUUCUUAUCCCAGUUAGUAGUGGUAUUGUGGUUAAAAUGGAUUUAGAUUGCUGACGCAAAUAUUUUUUUCUGUAUAUUUGUUGUCGUUGUUGUUGUUGUUGUUGUUGACAUACUGCUUUGUUAUUUUCAGUGAAGCAAAGUUUUCUUGGCCAUUUUUAAAUAAUAUUAUAGCUAGUACAAGGUGAACUUCUGUUCUCUGUGGCAUCCAGGAACUUGCCAUUCCCAGCCGACAAGCUUUCUUAAAUUGGUUGGGUAAAAAGGCAAUAUGUCAGAGGGUGAUGGUGCAAUGUUACAUGUAUCUACCAAUGUUGACUGCUUGCUGUGAUCUGGUUUCAUAAAAUUGUACUUCUUGAAGUUUUUCUUCUAGGGCUAUUAGUAGUGGUAACAGGAUUGAGUGGAGUCCAAUUCAGUUUGUAGUCAUACUCAUGAUUAACAAAAUGGAAUGGGUGACCGUUUAGCGGGAGUCCGAUUAGUUUAAUCAUGAGUGUGAUUACAGACUAAAUUGGAUGACACAAAGUUCUGUUAUCAAUUAAUCAUAACUUUAACAAAAUUUUUGAUAUACAAGGCUCUUUUUUUAAAAUCAAAACACAAGAAAUUCUGCCAAGAUUUGUUUUCUUGCUAGUGGUGAAAAAAGUUAUUUAAGCACGUGCGUCAUAGCACGUCCUGUCCAAUUACUUAGGCAUGAUGCAUACUGUCGUAUUAAACUUUCCUAUUAAGGCUGAAGUCAGGGCAGUUGAUAGCCAAAAAGUUCGUUCCUCCACUUUAUAAGUCGGUAUUUCAGUAUGAUUGGACUUGGUAAGGAAAUCAUUUCAACAAAAGUUGUGUCUUUCAAUAUAAUUCACUAUUUUCAUACUUGUUGUGCCAUCUUUUGACUGGAAUAUUCGAUUUGUGUACUUCCACGCCAAAGGUGCGCGUGCGCGAGUAUAUUUUCCAGCCACAUAUUUUUUGUAUUUCAUAGCCCGAAUUGCUCUAACUCCUUCCUUGCUUCACGAAAGAUAAACCCCCUUAACGCAAAAACAUUCCGCUGCGUGAGAGCAGAACCCUGUAUACUCCGAUUUACUGGCUUAUCUGUUGUAGAAAUUGCUAAAAAACUGGAAAAAUUCGAAUUUUGGGUGGUAGAAUGAUCAUGGAGAAAUGAAGGUUUUGAAGGCAAGAAACUAAGGGGAAGACCAAAAGCCCUGAAUAAAGCAGCUAAAAUAGUUUUAACAAGGGCUAGAUACAAAAUAGGAGACUUGACAAGGAAGCUCGGUCUCACAUAGUUAGCAAGCCAAAUAAAAGGGUCGUGAAAAGCUGUUUAAAAUGUUUAAAAUUAGAGGCCCCUGAGAUGGCAAAAAAACCUUCGCUUAGUCUGCCAAUCAAUGCCCAGCUCGUCAUUUGUAAAGAAGUACAAAUGCCUUGCUGUGGAAGUGGGCUGGGAUGAUUAUCUUUUUUGGUUGAAUGCCCAAAAUAUAUUUUUUCAGCUGCCUAAACUAAACAAAUUUUGUUUGGGGGUUGAACUGGAUCCUGCGCACCGGGUGAUAAAAAGGCUCAAAAUGGAUCAUUUGUGGGUCUACACGCUGUAUCCCAAUUCAUGCCUCAACGGCUACAGAAUGUGAUAACAAAACAAAAAGGGCAUGUCAGUUACUGAAAUUCUGAAUACAUGUACUUGAUCAUGAUAGAAAAAUAAACAUCUUCUGGCAAUUUCAUGUAAAAAUAUAGUUUUGAUCAAAAGUUAUAGUGCAUGAAAUCAGAGGAACGAACUUUUGGGACACCCUGUAUAGCAAAUCAUGUAAUGAGAAACUAGUUAAUUUUGUUUCCUGGAGAAUCUCAGUGUUUCCCUCAGCCCCAGGAAACUCUGAGAUUCUUGGAGAACAAAAUUAACUGUUUCUGUUGGGACUAGUUGUUAAAUUGCCACUAAUUGAAACAAAACUGAAUUUUGCACAGAGAAAUGCAAAAGAGACAAGAUUUAAUACUGUCAGAUCAAACUAGCAUACAAAGGAACGUUAAAGACAAAACAAUUGUUGUAUAAACAAUCUGAUGCAAAAAGGUUAAGAUAAGGAAAGCAAGGGGGGUCAAGCAAGCAAAUCACAACUAAAGAAACUUCUAGUCAUUCAGAAACGCGCUCUUCGCUUUAUUCGUUUUGCUAAACCGCUUGAUCAUGCCAUUCCUCUCUUUAUCAAUGCAAAGAUAUUACCAAUUAACUUUCUCCAUUAUCAGCUACUAGCAGAAACAAUGUCUGAUGUGAGCAACAACUUAGUACCUACAAACAUUCAGGAAUUGUUCCGUGUACAUUCAUACAGCACUAGGUUGUCAACAUCUCAAAACUGUUAUAUAAAAAAAUCGAAUCUUGAAAUCCAAAAAAACUCUUUCUAGUGAGUUGGUGCCAAGUCUUUGAAUGAGAUACCGACCAAGUUGCACACAUUUUCCAAACACAAAUUCAAAUUUAAUAUUCAUGCAUCAUUGCUUCAUAUAUUGGAGACUGGGGAUACUUAUUAUGAAAUAGAUGAAAUUAUUCUUAAAAUGAAGAAAGCAGAACCAAUUUUUUUGUAAUUCUACCUAUAAGAACAGUGAGCUAAUGUUUUGUUUUCCUUUGAUCCUUGGAGUUUUAAAUGCAUCUUUUUCAUAUGUUUUUCUUUGUAAGAUUAUAAUUUUUGCAAUUAGUCCGCUCCAUAUUUUUUUGAAAACUGAUGAAUCUCUCUUGCUUUCUCCUUUUUUUUUCUUUACCUUAAUUUACUUGCAGUUAUUUUCUUUUUGUAUCAUUCCUGGCCUGCCUAGACUAGCUACAGCUAUUUGCGGUGCCAGGACACUUGUAAAAAUAUUCUUUAGAAAAUUUAUAAUAAAGUCUUGGAGUCUUGAAGUCUUGGAAAGAAAAAGAAAUAGUUCCAUACCAUUCAGCUACAAAUUUAGAGUAAGGUUGUGUCUCUUUGCACAAGUGGUAAAUUUCAUGUUACAAUGUUUCAAUUUUUGGCAAGGAUAUUUCUACUUCAUAUUUUGAGUUGUUACAGUAUACAUUUCAGUUUCUUUUUGCAGGUUAGGGUUAACCUUGUUUGGGUCAUUAUUUAUCAAGAACACUGUUUUUUUUUUUAUUAAUAAAACAUUUUUUUAGCAAUGUAUUAUUUUGUGAUUCAUAUUGGUGAAGUAAGAUUGCAUUGCUUUAGCAGACUGCUGGUGCACCAGCAGAGGCAGAUCCCCUUGGACCUCUACCAGCUGGCUGGGGUAAGUACUCUUUUUGCCUAUGAUAAUAUUGUGUAGUGCCAGAAAAAUAUCCAUACCACCCCCAUGAAAGGGAUUUACCCCAUGUCCCCUCUCCCUCUGGAUCUUAUAAAAGCAGCCCAAAAGUUUACGCCUGCUACCCUCUGGAAUUUCCAAAAUUUUGGCAUACCACCUGGAAAUAUUCCCAUUUGUAAAAGCAGUGCUUUUACAAAGAUGCCAAAUUUCAUGUAUUUUCUGUAAGCACAUACAACAGAUCAGCAAUAAUAGUAAUUCCUAGUGUGACAAGGUGAACAAAUUGUUCAAAUCAAAACAAGUACUGGUAAUGCUCUGAGUUGUGAGUCUCCAAUUUCAUUUUGGUUUUGUCAUGCAAAUUGUACAAAGUUUGGGCUUGCAUGUUUGAUGAUGGAAAGAUUCAUGAUACAGAUAACUUCUUGAGAUUAAAAAAAAUUCAAGUGCAGAGAAGAGGUAACUAAUAGAAUUAGUAUUUUUUUAGGGAAGAUCAGACUUGGCAGACUUCAUUCACAUGGCAGGCAACAAAAAAUGUUCUUGGGAAUCAUAGCCUGAGAAAACAGCUGACAUUUGGUGACUCUACCACUAAGUAGUUUCCCCGUCAAAUGACAUCUGAGAAAUGAAUGUGGUAAUUCCAUACUGAUGACACGCCACUACCCAGAUCUGGGUAGUGCUUCUGAUUGGUCAUGCCGCGUGGGAAAUUUGAUUCAACCAAUCAGAGGCACUACCCAGAGCUGGGUAGUGAUGCAUCAUCAGUAUAGAAUUUCUGCGCUCACUUCUCAGACUUCAUUUGGCGGGGAAACCAGUGCUGGAGUCGCCAAAUGUCGGCUGUUUUCUCAGGCCACGGGAAUCAACGUUCAUUUCCAACCAAAAACUAAACAUGUUAUCUUUCAACUCAAUUCUAUAUAGUAUUAAAAGCAGAAAUAAAAAUAUUGUAGACAAGCCUAAGGGAAAAUAUCAGUUCCAAAAGAUUAAAAUUCAGCGUUUAUUUGGGUUUUUGCCAGCGGAUCUAAUUUCGACACAAAUUUGCUGGACACUGUCUAUCAGAAGUUCACAAAUCAAAUCAAAAAUAAAUGCACAGAAGGUGAAAUUCGGAAAUGACCUUGUUCAAUUAACUUUAAUGUUCACUUAACCCGCUCAUUUAUCUAACCGUGGAAUUUAGUGUUUCCAAAAGUAGGAUGACCAGCAAAACGUUCAGGGUCAUUUCACCUGCCUGAAAUUACCUGUUUCACACUUUCCUUUCCUCUGUGUUUUUACUGAGCUGCUUCACCAUAGACAUCUAUGUAACUGGAAACAAGAAGAGUUGAUCUAAAUUGACUUACAACCGUUAAUUCACGUUGACAAACCGUUAAAAGAACUGUUGGUACCAAAAGUAAUUUCAGAUUGCACAUUUGAAGUUCAGGUGUUUGAAAGUUAGAAUGUUGGUGCUGUGCUGAUAGGCAAAGAUCAGCUUUUGAUUAACCCUCUGUUUUCUAAUGUUAAACAGAUUUUGGUUAGCAUACUCAUUCCCAGAUAAAGUCACAAUGUUGUCUUGGUCAAUAUUUGUGUUGUUUCGCUGCAAUCUCGUUCCCAGGUUCUCUCUCCUACCCGUCAAGAGACGCUGGUUGGGUCUGGUCACAUGUCUCCCAGAAUCAGGGAGAUUACAAACAAAAGAUUUGGGGGAGGGGCAGAUAAGUGUGAGUUUUUUUCUCUGCAGGGCGUAGACAGGUCAGUGGAAAGUGCAGCCAUGAAACCUGACCUGAGCUCAAAUGCCAAAAGUAAUUCAAAAAUUAUUUCAGAGCAAAAUCAUAUCUUCCUGCAGAAUAUCUGCAUGUUAAUCGGAUGUUAAUCUUUUGGGAACGCUUUCAUUUGGUACAUGCAGAGGGAAUUGAGGAUUCACAGCUUGUGCAGUAAAAAAUAAUUUAGGUAGUAGUAUUCAUACCGAAAUGCACUAGAUUGGAAUUGCCAUUUCUAUGUUGUGGAGGCCACUUUAGAAAACAGUUGUAUGUGUUUUCAAGACUAUGAUUAUGCAGUUUGAAAGGGUGCCAAUAAGGUGUAUCAAGUGUUGCUGUCCUGACCAACCUCGAAAGUGAAUUUUAAAAACGGGUUGAAGCAACAGGAAGCUAAGAGAGAUUACUCUAUCCAGAAACAGAAUCUUGAAAGAGUACAUUUUUAGCUAUGGUUCUGUCUCUUUCAGUUUUUUUUGUCAUCCUUUAAAAUCAGCAGGAUAGCCGUAAGCAUCUUUGUUAAAAAUUAUGGCUUGCACGACUGACAACGGUUUAUUGUUCCUUACCGGUAUUUAAUUUUCCCGAGGUUCUGGUAUGCUGUAGAGGAUUUUCAGAAAUCACCAAGCCACAUGUGUUUUUUAAUUAAGUUUUCAUAUGGACCAUAUACAAGAAAGCCUUUUACUUGGAAGGUUAUGUUGUUCGUUAUGUCUCUGUUUAUACUAUUUCAUGGUGUCUUCUGUGUGUGUUGUGGUCAUCCAUCAGUUUCCAUUUGUAUGCACGUACUACUGGUAUAUAAUUUUUUAUCUCUAUUUACCUCUAAAAGCAAUACGUUUUUUAUUGCCUCAUCAUAAAAAAAGGUUAGGGGGUAGAGAAAGCCGACAUUUCAGACCAUAGCUUUCCAUAAAGUCACUAGAUCUGAAAUAUUAUUUUGACCCUGAAUGUAUUAAAAAUUAAUUCCCUGCUCUCAAUGUAACUGCUAUGUUUUGUCACAAAGUCCCUAAGACCACCAAUGGUGUAGGUUUUGCAUAUACUUAUUCGGGCUGAUUACCAACCCAAAUACUUUGAAACUUUCAACUCGAUGUCAACAUACAGGGAUUUUCCCUUCACGAAAUUACCAUGCUUGUGUAGAACUUUAGCGAUUGGUUUCAUCAGUGAAACUGACAACGCGAGUUUUUGAUUCCUUCUCUGGUUAUUCACUUCUUUAUCUAGUUUAUCCAGUAGGGUUAGCAACUCUAUAUUCCUCUCAAUCAUUGCGCAAGCGGUGAAAAUGAACCAACCAGAAAAUUGAGAGGCAAAGGAAUCUUCCCUCAGAAUUAAUUUUGUCCUGGAGUCAUGUGACCAGACCCAACCAUGAUCUGUCACUCUCUCUCUCUCUCUCUCUUGCUCUAUAGGGACAGGUAGGAGAGAACCCUGGGAAUGAAGUUGGUUUUGUUGUUAAUUUCUUACAUAUCAUGAACAUCUCUGGAAAUGAUAUAUCUUUUUAGUACACCUCCUCCCCCAUGGAAAUUUGACCCCUUCCUUGGGGGUGGUGUGGAUAUUUUCUGGAUGUAUGCAUUGUGACCACCAAGUCAUGAACAUCUCAUCACAUGGCAGCUCUUUCCUGCUCACACUUAUUUGUUAUCAAUUUAACGAACCAACAAAAAGUUCAGUUCAAUGUUGCUUGUCAUGUAGGCAAUUCCCUUGACUGUCAGCUAAAGCAAUUGAAUUAAUGUUUCUGUAGAAAAAAGAGUGGAAGCCAAUGGAAGAGUUUACUUUGUCAAUCAUAACACACGUGCUACCCAAUGGGAAGAUCCUCGCACUCAAGUGUAAGUAUUGGUUUGAAGAUGACAUCCCAGACAGUGCUCCAAAGUAAAGUAUUAGGUGUGGUCGCACACACAUCAUGGCAUAUGCAAUUGUCCCCAUCUCCCCUACCCCUCCCCCCCCCCCUGCCAAAAACACACAUACACGCAUUAAAUAAUGUUGUGGUAAAACGUUCUUUUAGUUUACCAUGAUAGCAUGUGAUCGGACAUGGAUUAAUAAUAAAUUAAAAAGGUUUGGUCAAUAACAAUACUAAGUGGAAAAAUCAGGACGAAAAUCACUGUGCUAGAAAAUGGCAACAUUAUCGUGUAUUUUUUCCUGUCUUGCUCCCCAUUUAGGAGUAUUAGUGCAUAUUUUUUUAAAAAUUUUUUGCUACAUUCAUGUAAAUUUUCACUAUUUAUUUAUUUUUUUCACGAUUUAUUUCCAUAAUUUAACGUGCUCAUUUGUUUGUUAGCAUGGUUGGCUCAGACUCACCUCUUCCCAGUGGUUGGGAGAUGAGAUACACAAAUGAGGGCAUUCCUUACUUUGUGGAUCAUAACACUCGAACAACUACUUUCAGUGACCCAAGAACAGGAAUUGCUCUUGGGUAAGUAAUUGGUCUUUGUUUGUUUGGUUUUUUUUUUCAGUACUUUAUUAAGAAAUAAAACUCUUGCACAGUAGUUUCUUUACUUUCAUGAUUUAAUGAAACUGUUGUACAAGUUUGAUGGCAAUUUGCCUUUUUUCUGUUUUUUUUUUUUGUAUCCCAUGCAGCAUGAAAGGUGCUGCUGGUGGUCCCGCUUAUGAAAGAAGCUUCAGAUGGAAAAUUGGACAGUUCAGACAUCUAUGCCAGGUAUUUGUAUUCUUCCAAACUACAGAACUGUGUCAUCCCUCUAUUCCCACACAAAGUCCAGUUUUGUGUGCAUGUUUACGUUGAUGAAAUUGAUACAAAUUUUUGUGAUCAAACCACCUUGCAAAGAAAGUAGUGUCUGGUAGGCCAGGGCUUUUGGGGUUUGCUAUCAGGCCAGUGAAAUCUGUUCUUAACUUGCCCAGCAAGUGCCCGGCAAGUGAAUUGUUGUUGUUGUUGUUGUUGUUGUUGUUGUUGUUGUUGUGUUGUUUUUUUGGGGGGGGGGGGGAGAUUCAAAUGACAGAAGAGCUGUAUUCAAUGAUGUUGAUCAAAAAGUAUAAAAUAUUUACAUGCUAACCACAGCUUCCCCGAGUGGCAAGCUGUAAAACUGACUUUCUUUGCACCCCGGGGCUGAUGUUAAUGAAGUGUUGUGAACAGCUUCUAAAACAUCCCCAGAGUUUUUCAUUUGAAUAGGAUUGCUAAAAUUAAUAAUGCAUUUCCCUUUUUAAAACGUGUUGAUUGAAAAAUGACAAACCAAAGCUGGCAAAGUAAGAAAUGUUGGGCAGAAAUAUUCAUCCUAAAUCAAACUGCAACACAACAUAAUGGGCAUUGAUAAUUUUUCUGGAAUUGCAAUUUGGUAAGAAUUUGGUUGUGACUCAUUUCGCUAUGCCAUUCUUGAAAUGGUAACAGUUGUAUGUCUUUAAGAAAACUUUGCAUUUCAUUUAAGAACAAGUUCUGGCUGGCUGACAGAUUUUUUGUUUGUUUAAGGAUGAACAAAAAAUUAACAAAACUGUACCAAAGACUGUAUUUUCCCUGGGACUGAAUUCAAAGCCUUCUCCUGAUUUUUCAGUUGGCCAAGUUUUACCCGGUAUAAACGUCCUUACAUAUGAAAAAAGGGACAAUAUACUUUCUGAAUAUUAACAAGUUUUUGAAGUGUAUAUAACUAACUCAUUAUAAUAAACUUUUUUUAAAAUUUCAGUCCUCUAAUAGUUCUUAGUUCUGAACUGUCAAUCCUUUCAACAUGAGCGCCAAGUUGUGAGUUUGUGGGAGUUAUAUAUCCUCACAGAUGACCGUGUUAUGUUUGAUAAUAAUAAUUAUUAACUGUGCUAUUGUUUCCUUUCCAGUCCAAUGCUCUUCCAAGCCAUAUAAAAAUAACAGUCAACAGGACCAACAUUUUUGAGGAUUCUUUUCAGCAGGUUGGUGUUCAAUCUCACCAUGUAAUGACACUGAAAUUAGGGCAGCUGGAAAGUGCAGCUGCUGUCGCGAUUGAAAAUUGUGUCUAUUUCACAUGUCAACUUGCAAUAAAAUAACAAAAUAAUAAUAAUAAUGAUAAACCCAAGGCUGUCAUUAAGCGGCGGAGCCGGGGGUUUCCCCCAGCUACCAUGAACGUGGCUCCCGGCUACUUUCAUGUAAAAUAGAAGAAAAAUAGAACCAAAAGAAAUCCUUAGUUGCUUUAUUCCCCACCCAUUUGUUGUAUUUAGCCGGCAAUUUGAAAUCUUAGUGACAUCCCUGCAAUCCAGCAUUAGCGUCCUUAGUGAGGACCUUAUGCUGUUAGUGCGUAAAGUAUUUUACUAAUUGUUCUUCAAUAGAGAGACCACAUAGUGGAGAUACAGUAAUGAAUUAUAGUACGCAGAUGGGAUAUAUCUGUUGAAACAUUUUGUUUAAAAUUUCAAAUAUAAACGUUAUACUUUAUUUACUCUUAGCAAUAUUUUUGUUGACUUGUUAACAGUGAUCAACCUAGAUUUGCAUAAUGCAUUUUUCUGGUUUCUGUAAUGUUUACUCUAAUUGUCUUUAAUAUCCUAUCGCUGUUUUCCAUAUUUACAAGCUUUUGGGAUUAUUUUUGGUAGCUUUUAAAAAAAACGGUUUCAGCAAUAGAAGUUACGUAUUUAUUGUCCUUUUUCUCAAUAAUUUGUAGAAAGUAUAAUUCAAGUUUUAGAUGGCUUUCCUAGAAAAUAUUAUUUAAAACUAUCGCCAUCAUUUUUCCUAACUUACUAUUAGUUAUCAUAAGAUGUUUCUCAAAAAUGGAUGUAAGUUAAGGUGAUUGCCUUUUGUUGUCUGACAGGACUGAAGGUGACAAUAAUUUUGUUUAAAAAUUGUAUGGAAUGCAGACUUGAGAAAAACACACACACAUUGAACUAACCACCACUUUGGUGGCCCAAGGUGAACUGCUGCUGAACACUGAUUGUUCUGGUUUGGUUUUUGUUACCAGGUCAUGAGAUAUGCUCCACAUGACCUGCGUCGUAGGCUUUAUAUUAUCUUUAAAGGAGAGGAAGGCUUGGACUAUGGUGGUGUUGCAAGGUAAGCUUUGCUUUAUUUGCACAAGGGUGUGAUAGGAAUGGAAAAUUGCAGUGGGUAACCAGUUUUGGUUGUAAACUCAACAGCAGGUGUCGUAAUUUUUCUUUCUAUCAGAGAGUGGUUCUUUCUCCUUUCUCACGAAGUGCUCAAUCCAAUGUACUGCUUGUUUGAAUAUGCCAACAAGAGUAAUUACAGUCUUCAAAUCAAUCCAGGUAUGUAUGCCUGAAUAAGGAACUUUGAUUUUAGUGUUUUGCAAACAACAAUAGUUAACUACCUGUAAUACUGCUGUACAUGUACAUUGAUAAAGAAUAUUUUUUGCUAUUGACUUUCUCAUGCUGUCCAGAGCAUGGCUAUGAAAUCUUGAAAACACUUGACAAAAGCUGCCUGGUUAAAACAAGCAAGUCAUAGCAUCGUAGUUGUUAUUAUGUUGAACUGUUGCCUUGUUAUUGUUGCCAGCUUACAGUGUGUGACAGAAGGUAACUGCCACUGAUACAACCUAUAAGUAUGACCCCGGAGUAGUCAAUCGAUAAAAAUCGCUAUUGAUUUAUCAAUCAAAAAAUCAAUAAAAUCGGUAAAUCUGAUAUGAUUGAUAUAGGUGGUAUCGAUCAAUCAUUAGAAAUGGAUGACACACUCGUUUCGUUCAUCGAUUUAUCUUGAUUUUUACCAAUUUCAUCAAUUUAUAUCGGAAAAUACAUCAGUUCAUCUGUUCAUCAAAAAAUGAAAACUGAAUUCAUGCAAACAGUAAAUUUGUUGACAACUGAGUUCCAAUUGAGAGUCGAAACAAUUACCCUCACUUUUUUAAAAAAAUAAUCUUUAGAAAAAUUCUUAUCUUUUCUUUAAAACCAGGCUUAAAAUCGUCUUCUGAUGGCUGAUAUCGGCCAGGUUUAAAGGCGCCCAGUUUUUCACAAUUUAGACCGGCCUUUUUUUCAAAAUAACGUCGGUGUAGUUCCGGGUGUAGUUACAUCCCGGACUAGCUAAUAGAUAACAAUCGAAGUCGAUGGAAAUUGUUAGCAAUCAAGUAAUUUUUAUCGAUUGUUAACGGAAAAGUUCAAAAGCCACGUUCACAAUUGUGUUUUUCCGCUGCCGUCGAUCAUAAUUACGAUCACAAGAAACAAACCUUGAAACAGUGAAACACGCAAAACGGAUCGAAAUCCACAAAUCACAAACCAUGACCUUUUGAACCCGUGAAGUAAAGUUUUGUUUCCUAAGAGGUCCGUUAAGAUGAUUGACAGCAGUGAAAACGCAAUCGUCGGUUGGCUUCUGAACUUCAGAAUUCGCAUGUUUGUGAAAAGUGCAGUAAAUAGACGAUCCUAAUUUGCGGUCUACAGUCUACAUGAAAACGCACUAUUUUUUCCACGAGAUAAAAAAUAUUCAGUUUUAAGAUUUUUCUCCUGGGAUUUUUUUCUCUAACUGAAAGAAAUAAAAUCCUUUGCAUUUUGUGACCUAAAAAAGUUUAAAGAUUUCUCGCUCGCAUGUUACGUUCAUCAGCCGCACUUCAAACAAGUUUUUUUCAGUUUACAUCUCCAUAAAAUGGUGGAAGAAAUCUCAAGAAACAUUACGAGAGCUGAAAAUUUUCAAAGGCAUGUUUCUGAAACUCGCUAAUGCUGACAUCAAUAUAGCGUGCUUGCUGAAUGGGCGAAAACACAGAAUUGUGAUCACAAGAUCAUGUACAAAUUUAAUGAUAAAAGCUUAGCAAGAUACAGAUACAAACAAAAGCAAACCCCCUGAAACCUCGACGUGGGCUACACUUGUAUGCUCUACUCAGUCACCAAACCUUGUCAGUAAUAGCUCCUAUUUUCCUCAAGUCGCUCUUUGUGAAGCUCCCGGAUGGGAUGUCCCGGUGAAGCUUUGAACUUGUGUGCGAAAUUCUCAGAGUUUCUUUUUUUGUCCGUGUCUUCUUUAUCCUCAGUAUCCGAAAUUUAGACCUCCAAAGUGGCGUGUGUUGCGUUAAAUAGAAGGAAAUAUUUAAAGGAAAAGCCAGUUUUCUAACAUGGCAAAGUUUUCACGUAUUCAUCUGCCAUUCAUCGGCAACUGAGUUGUUCGCUUCACUGACUACGACAGCGUACAAUCAAGUCUUCAGCCAUAGUGUCGUCAACUGGUGAAAUACUUUGCUCAUAAAUUGUGCUUAUCGAUUGCUCAUGUACUACAUCGAUCGAUAAUUCUCUCUUUGAGUUCACGAAGCGGCCCCGGCGUUCCAAACCUGACGCUCACAGUCAUCUUUUAGUUUGUAUGCAACGUGAGCACUUCUCUGAGUUUCCCAGCGCCAACAUCAUCAACUGACUUAAACUCGAACAACAAAAAAAUUAUAAAGUGACUCCUAUGAUCGAAUCGCUUCGAACAACGCAAAUAGCCUUCUUCAAGUUCGCAACACCUUCUGGGUUUCUGGGGGGGCGGAGACGAGGUACAAAAAGUAUUCGUGCAAGGGAAAAUCCUAUGAAACCAUUUGUGAGAACAUCGUUUCUCGGUACCAGACCCUCGUGUCUUCCCUCCCCCGAGAGGCGGUUUUUCUGCACCGACGACCGAAAACCGAAUUUUUGACUAGGCCGCAGAGGCAGCCCAGUAAAUAGUUAAAAUUGAUUUUACACGGCAAUUUAGUUUAUCGAUUUUUACCUAUUUCCGUUAUCAAUCGAUAAAAAUCACUGGAUUGCUAGUAAUUUUUAUCGAUACCGAUUUUUAUGGAUUGACUACUCCGUGAUUGAUUACUCCGUUUUUCUAUGUGACCCGAAUCUUACACAAAGCUGCAUAAUUGGCCUGCACUGCCUGCUCCUCCUCUCCUCUCCUCUCCAUUAUUAUUCAUGCAGGGGAGGUCAUAAUGGUUGAUGAUAACAUGACUGUUUGCCCCAAACUAUUAGAAGCUAUAAAGUGCCUGGCCUAUCACGCCCUUUGAGUGCAUUCAAGAAGUUUUCAUAGAAGUCAAGAAUAUUAAAUCCUGUUUGGCCGCUUUCAUGAAAAUCGAAGGUGUUGGUUUUUUCGGUCAGCUGUUUAGUUGCAAAGUCAAUGGGCUCAGCCUUUGUUAGCACUCACAAAAGGAAGCGCUCAAAGCAGUAUGCGUCAAUUUUGCACAUGGGUAUAAUUUAUUAUUAUGGAAGACUUUGUCAAGGUUUUUACUCAGAUAUGGACAAAUGUACAAAGUAAAGCUUUAUAAUCCGUGUUUUGACUGAAAAUCCUCUUUCUGUGCCCACAGUAGCCUGUGCAAAGCCAUCCCUCCCGGCUAUACACAAGCUACUGUGUGCACGAACAGAGGAUUUUCAGUCUAAACACAGAUUGUAAAGCAAAAUAUUCGAGACUAAAUGUAUGAGUACUGGUUCCGAAUAUCAUGAACCAUUUAGUCACAAGCCAAAACUGUGUGUUUCAUGAUAGACAAAGUUGACGAUUGUUGAUACUUGAGAGUGGUUGCCAGUAAAAACCGGGCAAAAUGUUAAAAAUGUCAACGGAACCGAAGGCGGUCAGCAGAAUAAGUUCAUACUAAUAUCAUAGAUAGGUUAGGUGGAGUAUUGGACAAAUAUACCAAACAUAGGUUCUUCACGGCUCUUGUAUUAAAGAUACGAGAAUCACUUUAUUCGACCCCUUCGGAAGCCAUUUUUAUAAGCAAAUUUUCACCAUUUUGUGAAACUCAUAGAACCCUCAAAAUUUAACGACCGAAGUUUGUUUUUUGUAUGCGAUACAACACAUCACAGAACUACUUUCUAAAACCAUAAGAUUUGUUAAGUGGCCACGCACAAGACUAAAAUUUUCUUAUUUCAUCUGACCUAAACUCAGUGUCUGCAAAUGAGCAAAAAAUCGGGCAUUUUUGAAUUGAUCUACAGCGCACAACUAAAACGACAGAACAACUCUGACAGCCAAAUUGCAGUUUACUAUUAUCUAUGUAACCAAAACACUAAUAAUCAUUUUGGGCCAUUGAAACAGGAAGAAAUUAGAAAACUCACAUUUGUUAUAGUUUCCAAGCUUUUUCUUGUAAACAGGCCGAUCCCUUCGUGUUUGUGUUAAGUCCUCUUCGUGAAUUUUCUGUCAUAUUUCGCUGUACAGUAAGUUCAGCAGCUGGAGCUGCUGUUUAAAUUUAGCUUGUUUUGUGUUGUCGUUUUUUUUGGCAUUACCUUAUUCAGUCUUCAUUUGCUCACCAUUCACUUCAUUUUGAGUUAUCCCGUGUAAGUCUUAGCGUUUCUUUGGACUCUUUAUUGUAUCAGCUACUAUUGCGUCAGUCUUCAAUCACCGUUCAUAUCGGAAGGUCCACUCACAGUCCUGAAGGAUUCUGGUCGAAGUAGUAAAAUGACGUCAUCAUGCAAAUGCCUAUUGCGAGAUUAUUGCGAGACGAUGGACUCGUGGAAAAUUUGCAAUUUUUGUCCGUAUGUUAGAUAGACUGUCUGUUAGAUAUCGAACGCUGCUACUAGUGCCAGUCCCUUCUGAGUGCUGAAUUUUCAAGAUGGAGUAGCUUUGUUAUUUUCUAGUUUUAUCCUAUCGUUCAGCACUUCUUACCCUUUCAAAAUGUAACCUAGGCAGUAUUUCGUGCUUUUUGAUAUGUCCUUCAGCUGCUGAACUUACUUUACAGCGAAAUAUGACAGAAAAUUCACGAAGAGGGCUUAAAACAAACACGAAGGGAUCGGCCUGUUUGCAAGAAAAAGCUUGGAAACUAUGACAAACGGGAGUUUUCUAAUUUCUUCCUGUUUCAAUGGCCUAAAAUGAUUAUUAGUGUUUUGUUACAUGGAUAAUAGUAGACUGCAAUUUGGCUGUCAGAGUUGUUCUGUCGUUUUAGUUGUGCGCUGUAGAUCAAUUCAAAAAUGCCCGAUUUUUUGCUCUUUUGCAGACACUGAGUUUAGGUCAGAUGAAGUAAGAAAAUUUUAGUCUUGUCCGUGGCCACUUAACAAAUCUUAUGGUUUUAGAAAGUAGUUCUGUGAUGUGUUGUAUCGCAUACAAAAAAUAAACUUUCCUCGUUAAAUUUUGAGGAUACUGUGAGUUUCACAAAAUGGUGAAAAUUUGCUUAUAAAAAUGGCUUCCGAGGGGGUCGAAUACAGUGAUUCUCGUAUCUCAAAUACAAGAGCAGUGAAGAACCUAUGUUUGGUAUAUUUGUCCAAUACUCCACUUAACCUAUCUAUGAUGUUAGUAUGAACUUAUUCUGUUGACCCCAUCGCGUUGACAUUUUUUAACGUUUUGCCCGGUUUUCUCAAUGACAACCACUCUUCAAUCAAAUGCAUCAUCAAAUUUCAUGACCGUUAGACCCUAGCUGGAUUUAGGGAUUGCAGGAUAUAUAUCGACUGACAACGUUGCACAUGAAUUUGGGAACUGACAGCCUGUGGACAGUUGUGCUUAAACUUAUAGCUGAGUGUUAAACUGUUUGUUGUUACCUUUUGUAGCAUCAUACGUGAAUCCUGAUCAUUUACAGUAUUUUAGAUUCAUUGGACGUUUAAUAGCAAUGGUAAGUGGAUACUGGCUUAUGUUAUUUCUAUUGUUCAAGAACGAAGAUAGAAAUAAUAAAACGUGUAAUCUCCGAAUGAAGGGUAAUGGAAGCCAAAUAAUUUAGAAACUGUACAGAAGCCCUUUGGGUCAGCCCACAACUGCAUGUUCGCCUGAUGUCCCAACCGAUUAGGUGACUAAAAUGUUCAGGUUCAGGGAAAUAGAUUUGUUAAGGGAAACUGAAAUAUGAUUGUUUGAACAUUCUUAAAUAGAUAUUUUGCUCUCUUAUUUUUAGGCCCUGUAUCAUGGAAAAUUCAUUGACAGAGGUUUCACACUGCCUUUUUACAAGAGAAUGUUAAGUAAAAAGCAAACAAUGAAAGAUCUGGAAUCAAUUGAUCCUGAGUUUUAUAACUCCCUGGUUUGGAUAAAGUAUGUAUUUUUCAAAACUGCUUAUAAUUUUUAUACAGAUCUUGCUUUCCUUACUGUAUUUACUGUAACUGGGGAUAGAACUAAACGCUUUUUGAUACAAAUGUGCUUGAGGAGUAGACGAUGUUGCCUAUGUUUUUUUCGGUGCCACUAUAGCCUUUUCAGCCUGUUGAAUGACUUACAUGUACCGACGAAGGAUACCACUCCUUUAUAUUGUUGAAUACUGAAUGCACUGUAAUUCUCUAUUGUUUUUUUGCUUAUUCCGAACCUCUGUUUUCUAUGUGAACAUGGUGUUCUUUUGUAUGUUUGCACUUGUACUCUACUCCUACUUUUAAGCCAAAGUAUCUUCCUUGGUUGGCCUGUUUGUUUCUUCCUCUUUUGGGUGUUGAUUUAUUUUUUGUAAGGCAAAUUAAUAAAUGCAGACACAAGAGAUGACAUCUUAUAAAGGGGAGCCUGUUGACACCACAGACAAAAAGUAAGACUGUUCAAAUUAUUUUUUGACAGAGAUAACAAUAUAGAGGAAUGUGGUUUAGACAUGGAAUUUGCUGUGGACAUGGAGUUGUUGGGGAAAAUAACCUCACAUGAAUUGAAGCCUAACGGAUCAAACAUUAAGGUCACAGAAGAAAAUAAAGAGGAGUACAUAUCGUAUGUAGUACUUUUGAUGUCUUUCUCGAUCAAAUGUGGGAAGUGGUUGUCAUACUUACAGCGUCUAAAGACUGGGCGACUGCGAAUUUAAUUGCAUUGUUGUUAGCGAAAAAGCCAGUCUCUGGAAUAAUUUAUCGAUGACCAAGUUUUGAAAAAACUCGAGAACUGUAGUGGUGGAUUAAUUUAACAAUUAAUGAAUGAGGCUGAGUAUCUUAUGAAGAAUUAUGGAGAUCGAGGAGAGUGUUAUCGGCCGAGGCGGAUAACACCCUCCGAGAUCUCCAUAAUUCUACUUAUAAUAUCAUAGGUGACGAAUUACUCCUUAAUUUUGGCGCGAAAUUUCAGCGUUAAUUUGUAAUUUCACAUGUGUCAAGAUGGCGACGAAGUUUUAAAAUGCCGUGAAUGAAGAUGUCAGGGCACAAAAAGACCCUUUAGAAAACCUGAACACACAAGAGAACAUCAAGAAGGAUUCUAACAGGUAUUUUGCCGAAAAAGUCUGAAAAAUUCUGAACUUUAUAAGCCAAAUUUAAGGUCUCAACAUUUCAGAGAGUGUAGUUCUCGAUCGAUACGAUCUAGGAUAAACAUGUCAAAAAUCUAAGAUUGCUAACGUAAUUCGUCACCCAUGAUAUUAAUAGGUAAUCAAAUGGUAUACUCGUGAAAUUAGGGAAUAAUUUCACGCGCGUUUUCGUGUCCAAAUCUUAAUAAUUGGCUCGGGAAAUUAUUAGGAUUUGGACCCUAAUUUCACUCGCCACCAUUUGAUUAGUAUGUGUAAUCAAAUGGUGACGAGUGAAAUUAGGGAAUAAUUUCACGCGCGUUUCCUCCAAUUUAUAAUUUCCCGAGCCUGGACAAAACGCAAAACGCAAAACGAGUAUACCAUUUGAUUACCUAUUAAUAUCAUGGGUGACGAAUUACGUUAGCAGUGGAGGAUUUUUGACAUGUUUUAGCUAUGUUUUUAAUUUAGGAAUUAUUUUGAAUGAAUAAUAAUUCGGUUUUCGUAUCUUAUGAAGAAUUAUGGAGAUCUCGGAGGGUGUUAUCCGUCGAGGCCGUAGGCCGAGGCGGCGGAUAACACCUUCCGAGAUCUCCAUAAUUCUUCACAAGAUACUCAACCUCAUUCAUUAAUUCUUAAGUAGUCAAGGCUUAUUUUUCCUGGCGACUGCUGAGUAUUUCUGCUGUUUCCAUCAGAGGAAUAUUGAAGAGGGUAGGAAUUGCUCUCUUUUUGGUCAGCAUGAGGUGUAAGGUCGAGUUGAGGGGAGGAGGAAGAAAAUUCGGUCUCCGCUCAUCUCCUUCCCUUUCUCCUGUGGCUCGCGCAUUAACACAACUCGAUCAGAGACACAGGGGAAUAAAACAUCCCUGAGCUUCAAGGAGACUUCUUUUGUUUUAUCCCCCCAAGCCUCAGAACCAAGUACCUUCCUCACCCCAUAAACCCUUGUGAGCCAGACAAUAAGAACCAUCGUAGCUUUGCUCACAACCAACGCUAUUAUCAAAAAAACUCCUGGUCAGCGCUUCCCAGGUUUACCAUGUUGCUGAACAAAGGAAAGAGUGGUACUUUAUGUUAUAAAGUAGACUCGCCGACAGGAGACUUCACUGGGCUGCCCGGCAUAAAACCUGUGUUUCAUGAAAACGAGAGGUUUUUUAGAACAGACAGGCAGCAGCUUAUUAUAAAAGGAAUUAACCCAAUAAACCUCUCUCAAUCGAUCUACGGGCCUCAAUGCACCGAGACUAUGUGGACACGAGAACGCAUUGAUUUUGCCACAAGGUAAAAAUGUUGUGUUUCAAGAUUUUUUCCCUUCUUUUCUUGUCAUUUUUCUUGAACUUGAAGUAAUUAGCUGUUUGCAUUUUCCGACCUAAGAAAGUUUAAAAAUUUCAAUUGUCACACGUCGAUUGCAUCGGAAAGAACUUUAAAAAAAUGUAAACAGAUCAAACGGUCGAUAACACAAUUUUUUUAUACCGUAAUAGGAGUUGAAGAUUCGCUAUUUUUCUCAGCCGUGAGUAACGUAUUUUCAUGAAAGACAGUCAUUCCGUUGUUUACUCCUCCGAAAUUUUAGGCGACACGCUUUUCACAGCGAAAUCCGUGGGUGGCUAAAGACUGAACUGAAGCGCACCUUGAAAUUCAGUAGCUCAUGACCUUGUUUAAAUCAUGAUUAAAUCUGGGUCAUAGUGCUGAUUAGUCAUUACACGUACUUAAACUGUUUUCUGUUCGAGCGAUUUAUCUCGAUGCACAAUGACUGACCUCUACAUUAAUUGAAACCCUAUGGUUCAUUGAUAUAACACUGUUGUGUACUCUCCAUCACAUUUACAGUGUGUACGUAUUCACAUCACCUUCAGUAAAAUAAAAUGUUUAAGUCAAGCUUUAUAUGUCAUGUGAAGUUUCGAGUGAAAUCGAUUUAUAAUAUGUUUUUAUAAGAUCCCAUUUUUCAAUGGCUGUAGUUUACACCUUCAUCAAAAGGUAUGUAUGGCGAUGCGAGCUGUGAACUUUCGAAGUUUAUCGAAACUUUAGCGUAACCAGUCGUAUUUCCUGAAGGAGAGAAGACACAGAACUAGGGAGAUUAGCAUAACAAGGUCAUGCACAAAUUUAAUUCAGAUAAAAGCUUAGUAAGAUACAGAUAAAAACAAAAGCAAACCCUUUGGACUAUUUUAAGAACAACUGUAACUAAGUUUAAACUUUAGGAAGCAAAGUCAACAAACUCUGAACUAGUGAGAGACUUGCCUUUUUCUCUUUACUGCUCAUUUGCCCUCUCGCCAAACUGAAACCGCCAGCUUCGUAGGCUUUUGAACUUGUGUGUGAAAUUCUCGAAGUGUAAAUUCCGUCGUCCGAGUCUUCUUUACCCUUAUCCGAAAUUUAGACUUCUAAAAAGGCGUCUGUUGCAUUAAACAGAAGGAAAUAUAGAAACCCGACAAGACGCUAUGGGAGCGUACACUUCUGCGUCGUGGUUGUGGAUUAAUUGUGAAUGCGGAGGAGUAGUAAGAAAUGAUAUUUUUCCAGAUACCCUUCCAUACAAAUACCCUUACUUUUCUCCUUUUCUGUAACAGACGUCUCAACUUCUUCACCGGAAGUCUGCUAGGUGCAUGGCUGUGACCCAGUUCGAUUAUAAUUUCUGCCAUAAAUAAUUGCGCACGGCGAGAUCUCAGCUCCACUUCCUUUAUUUUCUCUACAACAACACUUUCCUUAUGUACAGUUAACUCCACACAUUUUCCAGCAACGUAACUAUAAACUAAUAUCAGUACACUCCCUUACAAAACUUGCUGAAAAUGCACAAUCUCCACACCGAGGAUAAUUCAUGUACAACAUCGCAACAUAAACUAGAAAUACUUGUCUCGCAAUAACCCUAGCGAAACUCGGUUUUUUAGUAGCGCCACUCAAGGUAAGCCCUGUCGGGCGGGGUUAGGAACUGGAUGGGUACCCCACUGCGAAUAUCGUCGUAAAGGUCCCUUCUUUGUUCUUUCUUUUCUUCUUCUUUUUUGCAUAUUGUGUGGUGUCAUUUUUAAAAGUGUAUUGAAAAGCAUACUUAGCAUUAUUUCGACCGCUGCAUGUAGAAAAAAAAAACAAACAAACAAACACGAAAGUACAGUUAGUCUCCAUCGCAGCCGUUUUUAGGCUCGCGGUUGCGUGACGAGCCUAAAAACGGCUGCGAAGGAGACUAGUUCGCGUGAAAAUUAUUAUUUGGGCGUGACUCAAAUAAAGUACAGUAGAACCUAGCCUCCCACGCAGGCGUUUUUAGGGGAGCUCGUAUUUCUUCCCUCCCCACAGGGAAGAAAUACGAGCUCCCCUAAAAGCGCCUGCGUGGGAGGCUAAGUAGAACCUCGAUUUAACGAAGUCGCUGGGGACCGACCAAAUUUGUUCGUUAAAUCGAAAACCUCGAUAUAACGAAUUUGAGGGGAAAUGACCAAAAAGUUCGCUUUAUCGAGGUCAUAGGUAAUGAUUGAUUUGUAACACAGGUGUAUUUCUCUUGUUUUUAAAACACGGAGGACAAAUCUCUGUGGAAGUGAUUGGUAAACGGAGAAAGAAGGGCAUUGGACUUAAUAUUCCGGCUACAUAUUCGUUUUAUCACAAGAAGCCUUCGAAAGUGAAGAAGUUAAGAGAACUAAUAAGAGACAAAGAAGAUAAAGCAGAGGUUAAUUGAUGUCGAAAUAAUAUCGCGCCAAUGUCUGUGACAUAAUAAGCCUUUGUCUGAAAGGUUACUGUCUCUUUACCAUAAGGAUUAAAGGAUUUGUUGACUGUUGAUCUGUUCAGCAUUUAUCUUCUGUCGCGUAUUGACAUUGUAAUUCGUUAUAUCGAGGUAGAUUUUACGUUUGGGCUUCCGGAUUAUGUUCACUAUAUCGAAGAAUUCGUUAUAUCGAGGUUCUAUUCCAUGCAUUUUACUAUAACUUUGGCUGGGACAAAGGAUAUCGUUCGUUAUAUCGAGGACUUCGUUAAAUAGAGGUUCGUUAAAUCGAGGUUCCACUGUAAUCGAAAUGGCUUGUUUUGACGCAAAGUCGCAAUAGGCACACAAUACGUGCUAGCGUAAACAAGCGAAGUGAGGCGAAUGUCUGCCAUGCGAACGUCUUUUACAAGGUAAGAGGCAUGUGGGAAAGAAAGCUCUGAUAGCCAGCACGGCACCUUAUCGUACUUUUACGAUCUCAAAAGUUAAUCUUAAUCUUCAGUAUUUUAACCUCAUCGAACUUUGGAAGUCUGAAGUCCAGGGAUGAAAUCUAUCAAAAAUGUUUGGAAUAUUAACGUCGGGUUUUGGUCAUAAUAAGACGAUUAUUGUUCUGAGAUGUCGGGAGCGUAAGGAGAUGGUGCGCGAAAGUUUUGUGACUUGCAGCCUAGUAAUAUUAAAAGAAAGAGAAAAAAUACAUUUAGGAAUUGGUGAAUAAACUUAGAAGGAAUUGGCUUAUGCCUGGUCGGUUCCAAAGAAGCUUUUAAAUGGACUAUAUUUCUGGACCUCCACUUCAACAGCAACAAAAGAAUAACCGGAGCGAACCAAAAAAGUCGAUUCGGCACUUAUAAAAACACAAAUUUAAUUCUCAAAACCACUGAAUAAAUGAUUUAGAAAGUAUCUGCAUCUUUUUCCUGCACUAGCUGCUGUUUCUCUUCUGGGAUAACUUUGAAAAUCGUUUUUAGCUUGACGCUUCGUGCUUGUGUUGUUGUGUUCAUUCACGAAAAAGAAAACUGGCAAUGUUUUGUUGAGUGAAAGUCUAGGAAUAUAACAGUGUAGUAUAUUAUACACUUAAUGUCAGAUCCCGAGGGAAACAGUUAGUUUUUUUGUGGAGUGAAAGUCUAGGGAUAUAACAGUGUAGUAUAUUAUACACUUAAUGUCAGAUCCCGAGGGAAACAGUUAGUUUUUUUUUUCCCGAGAGUCCUGACGUUUCCCGAGACGAAGUCGAGGGAAACAUCAAGAUUCGAGGGAAAACAAACUAACUGGUUUCCCGAGGGACCUGACAUGAAGUGUUUUGUUAUAUUUUUAGACUUUAACUUCCACAGCAGCAAAAGAAUAUUAAACCGGAGCGAAUCAAAACAGGCGACUCGGUACUUAUAACAACACAAAUUUAAUUCUUAAAACCACUGAAUGAAUGAUUUAGAAAGUACUUUCCUUAUAUUAUCUGCAUCUUUUUCCUGCACUAGCUGCUGUUUCUCUUCUGGGAUGACUUGAAAUAUCGUUGCUUUUUAGCUUGAGGCUUCGUGUUUGUGUUCAUUCACGAAAAAGAAAACUGGCAGUGUUUUUCCCGCCUUCUGUCACACCACUUUCCACCAUGCUUUGAUCACGUGCUGUAAUGUAGCCCGAGCGGGGUACGUUGCUUAGUGUAUCACGAUCGGGAUACAUUUGAUUUUAGUCAAGGCCACGUGACCAAGAAUCAACCAAUGGUAGUCCCUGUUUAGCUGAGUGAAAGUCUAGGAAUAUAACAACAAAUGUUAAUAGUUACCAAUGUUCCUGUAAACAGUGCUGCGCUAUGGCAGUGUUAUAAAUCCCUGUAGUUACUGGGCUUCUGGAACUUUAUGUGCCCUUGUUAGUGAGCGGAAUACACUUAACUGUACAAUGUGAUGUCUGUGACAAGACAUAUUAUGCUUUUCGAUCUUCCUCAAAGUGUCAUUAUCAGUGGAGCUGAGAUAAACCUUACUGUCCGGGCUGUAAGCACUUGUGUCCUAUGUUGCAAUUUGGCUGAAAGCAAGUCUGUGUUGAAGAUGUGCCUUUCAAAACAUUGUCAUGAAGUGACAGGAUUUUUGUUUUAUUAAAGCAAACUCGUCAGCGCAGUGAGACGCACUGAAAAGUGUUCUUGUAUCUCGAUUUUCGCUCAUAUUUUGAAGCUACCAGCCCAAAUUGAUUCAAUGUUUUCUGUAAAAUACUUUUGCAGUCAAUAUUUCUAGUCAGAAUAAUAAAUAAGAACAAGCCGAAAAGUCACCAACUUAUCCUGUACCUCGUGCAGUGGGCAAUCGGCUGAUCCCGCAACGUCGGGUCUCAUCUGGUCUGAUGGGUCUCACAAGUGAGCCGGUUCAAACCUCGGGCAAGCCAAAAAUAAUAUCAAAGAAAUAACAAAGAAAUGAAACUGAUCUCGAGAUAUCGAGAACUAAUUUGGCGCUCACUUCGUCAAAUAGCCGAAUAAGCCGAACACCUACAAACUUUGCAUGCCCAAUCUCGUCCCAAAAAAGCAACUUUCGUACAUUCCUGAGCGUCGCGAAUGCUUUACUUCGCGUUUCGCCGAAGUAAAAAAGCAAUUUGCAUUCUGCGCUGAAAUGGUCGAAACACGUAACGCCUUCUGGGUUAAACUGGGUGAACAAUUAACAGUGCCCGUAUGUAAAAGUGCCGGGAUAUUGCUUAGACUACUAAACGAAACAGAAUUUAUAACUGGGUGUUCCUUGCAGCCCAGUAACUAUAGCGGCUUUUGAUGGGUCAUGACAAUAAUCAUAAUAAUAACAACAACAAUAAUAAUGAUAAAAAAAUUGUUAUAGUGAUAAUAUUAUCAGUUAUUCCUUUAUUUACUCUCGACAGUUUUUUAUGCCGCAAAAGCUAGUGAGGCCGAAGAAGUUACUGAAACAGACAAAAGUAUAAAACAUAACAGGGUUGAGAAACCCAAUUGCCUUAUUGGCUAUGUCAAGUGUGGUCCAGAUUUGAACUCUGGACUACUGUGAACAAAUCCUUGCAAGAAGUCACUUGGGGCUUCCGAAUUGCAAGUUCAACUCUGUAAACUUAAGCGUUUCGCAUGUGCCUGCUUAUCACGUUAUGUUUCAUUUUCAGACUUAUGACACAAUGGCGAUUUAAUCGUGGGAUUGAAGAGCAAACUAAAGCUUUCCUAGAUGGAUUCAAUGAAGUUGUUCCACUUUACUGGCUGCAGUAUUUUGAUGAGAAAGAAAUAGAGGUAUUUAGACCUCCAAGGGCGCAGGUCCAAAACCGCACUUUUCUUAAGCGUAACGUAGUACAUAGUCCUGGCAAAAAUUCGAAAUAUUAUGGAUGUUAGUGUGGUGUAAUGCGCUCUUGAUUUUGAUAAUUUGAGAAGUCCUUCAUGAGUUGGUGUCUGCUUAAAGCCUGGAUAGAAGUAAAAAAGUUGAAUAGAUUCGAGAACUCGAUUUUUGGAAGGUCACUCACAAAUACCUUUAAAACACACUCACAAAAACGUAUCAAUUCAAAGUAGACAGACUGCAAAUCAUCUUAGCUGCUAAAAAAUAUAUAUCUACGUGUCGCAACUGUUCAUCAGUAGGAUACCUAAAAUGCGGGCAAUUCCACAAUUGGUUUCGGCUCCAUUAAAUCCUAUACCAAUUGCAGAACAUCUUAGGAGGAGCCACCCACCAUGUGAACACAGUCACCGACAAUUUAUAUGUUUCUUGCCAGUAGCCGAGCAUCCUGUGCGUAAGAGAGAAUAUAUCGAAGCUGCUAAAAUUUAGACUCGAUUAGUUCCGCGGUCUCCCGGGUUCGGUCUCAUUUUCCCGAGCAGCGGCUGAUAAUCGCUGGAACCUGCUAAAACUAUUGGGCCUGAUCCGCCGCCGCCCCUCAGGUUAAGCCGGCACUGAUACUACUUCAUUGCCCUUUUUUUAAAAACGGACUUAUAUUUAGCGUGGUUAUAUAAACAGGAUUGUUCAAUGGAAAGUAUACUACUCGUAAUCCGAGAUUAUUUCCCAUUAUUGGCAGAAAAAGUCAUGCUGAUAAGAGCUCGGUAGUAGAGAAAAGCAUCAUUUCGUAGCCGUUGUUUCAAGCCUGUUCAUGGGCUCGGGGGGCUUGCUGUUCUGAAUUAGGCUUCAAACUUUUCAUUAGCCUAUUUAUUUGAAUUACUUUUCGCUGAUGGACAGUGUAGCUUUUGACAUGGCCCUUGGCCUCCCAAAAUCUUGGCAUAGUCAAAGAACGACUGAAACCUUGUUUUGUCUUUGCCAAUACGUGCUGGGCAACUGCUUGAGUUAUAUAUUAUAUGUAUAUAUCAUAUGUUAUUUGUUUUUCAUUUUCGUGUUUUUUUUUUUCUCUCUUCUGUUUAGUUAAUGCUCUGUGGAAUGCAAGAGAUUGAUGUAGAUGACUGGCAAAAUAACUCCGUUUAUCGACAUUACACGAGGAAUAGCAAACAGGUCACUUGGUUUUGGCAGGUAAAUGAAGUUUCUUAAAUACGGUAUGUCCAUUAGUCAUUACAAGUUGAUAACAGGCAAUUACAGUCAAAUCCCGUUAAUACGGACACUGACGGGGCCAUAGAAAGUGGUGUCCGUAAUAAGCGGGUUGAAUUAAGAAAAAUGUAAGGGCUUUCUUUCCCAAAAGACAAAUCGAGUCAAAGCAAAGUGUCCGUAAUAGGGCUGUAAUACUGAAAUGUCCGUAUUAAGCGGGUGUCAGAAAAGCGGUCUUUGACUGCACUGGUAACCCUUAGAUGACUUAGGGAAGAAGCAUGCUUUUGCUUAGGGUCAGUGUUAGUACUACAAUGGUGCAAAAUUACAGCGUUUGUAUGAGGUAAAGUUCCGACCCUGAUAUUUGUAGGAAGUAAUAAAUAAAUGUCCAUAGAACUUACUUUGCCAUUAGUUUUUGUUUUCUUUAAUGCUUACACGUAGUUUUUCGGACAAUGACAACUGUAAAGUAAGUGUCGUGGACUGUUAUUCAUUAUUUCCUUCAAAUUUUAAGAUCGGAAAUUUACUCAUAUAAAACAAGCACAAGAAUGCAGGGUUGAAGGUAAAACCCACUUUUUGAGGAUGAUCAGCAAAUUCUUUAAAAUUGGGACACGGAAAAGAAGCCAGAUGUAUCCUGCCCUGUAUUAGCUUUAGCUGAGUAUGUUUUUUCGGUGUCUGUGUUAUGUUAGGCGCUUCGUUCAUUUGAUAAUGAGAAGAGAACACGAUUGUUACAGUUUGUGACCGGCACAUGUCGUCUUCCUGUUGGAGGAUUUGCUGAGCUUAUGGGUAUGUAGUCUGCUUAAACUCAGUAGGCCAUUAUUUGGAGGUGAGUAUCACAGCCUCCCCUUCAGGAUCAAGAAGCUGUCCCAAACCAGUUUUUAUGGCAAGUAGCUCACAUGAGAACGAACGAGUAAAAAUGUGCUUAUUUCCUGCCGAGCGAGCUUUAUGAAUGUGCGUGGGUCACUUGAAUUUGUCGCAUUAAAAACUCGCGCGGUCUGGGUUUAUAUACUUAUAAUAUAAAUGAAUGGAAAUAUAUAAAGUGAAUCUUAUUUUGAACUACGAAUAAGUAUAGGAAAGUGGAAAUGAUCCUUGCAUUUGUAAACAACCGUAGCUGCUUAAAAACAACUUGAAAAAUUCAGGCUAGUCCGGGAAUCGAACCCUGACCUUUGACCGGGUGCAUCGAAAAGGUCAUGGUUCGAUUCUCGGUCAAGCCUGAAUCUUUUUUCAGGUUCUUUUUCAACCGCAGCCUUGGUUGUUUAUUCAACUGCGAGGAUCAUUUCCACUUAAAUAUACUUAUAAAUAUGGGGUUGGGUGGUCUGGCGAUUAACUCGUCGGUACUUAGCAGUGAAGAAACUAGGGAGCUUAAGCAACCACGACGGCAACGGCUGCGAAAACGUCACUUAAAAAGUGAAGUCACGCUGCCUCAAACUUUAUCGCGCUUAGCAAAUUUCUUUGGAGUUGAAUUCUAAAGGAUUGUAUCAAAACUCAUGAAAAGAAAAAGAAAAUUGUUGUUUUGUGUUCCCGUCCUCGACAAAAUGUGAGAAUAGGCACUUUCACGUUGUAGUCGCGCAACGAAAUGUACAUAAAAGUGUGAUGCACGUGCAAGGUUGUUAUUUUUUCAAGCUAAAGGUGAUGUUACACGAGACGAUUCGCAACGACAAUUUUUAGCGCAACACAGCGUUUCAGCAUUGUUGUAUGUCGUUUCACAUUGUUACAACGUUGUUCCAACAUUACAUCGCCGAGUUGCGCUAAACAUCGUCGUUUCAAAUCGUCCCGCUCGUUGCCGUCGCCGUCGCUGUUGCUUAAUCUCCCUUUUAUCUUGUACCUAUGAAUACGGCGGAAGUAUUUAACCAUGGAGUUGCCAGGCUCAUUCCUUCUUUAAGUACCAUUCUUCGCAACGAUGACACCAUGGCAGUUGAAGGCGAGAUGAAAGUCGGCAAAGUCUAUCUACAAAAUCCAACUUGAAUGUGCAAAUAGGCCACUUGCACCAAGAGGUCACGUGACCAAUGCUUCCUUUAAACAAUGAGUUGGAGUCUUGCUAAUGCGAAAAAUUGACAGAGUACAUAAAAAUUAUAUAACACUCGAAAUUUGAGAGGAGACGCAUUUAAGGGAGAUAUUUCAACAAAGUAGUAUGAUUUGUAUCGGCCGCCAUGUUGGAAACUACUUUUUGCUUUUAUCUUGUUAAACGUUUGAUAGUUACGCUCAGUUGUGUUGUAAACGUUACCACAUUAUCUUUUCAACAUUUUCAUUGACGUUUAAGUGUAAAAUUUGCGUUCAGAAAGAGGUAAUUCAUAAUUUUAGUCACGUGACCAGCUACGAACUUACUCAUUUUAAGAAAAUGGUGCAGGUCUGAAAAACCAAAUCACUAUUGUUUUGUUUAAGAUAUGACCCACUAAUCGUUUUUCGAGGGCAAAAUCAUAUAACUUUCAUUUUCAUAGAAACGAUGUCACAUGACCUCUUAGUGCAAAUGGCCUAUUCUAUCGUAUCUCAUCAGCUGAGAUAUAAAGUCUGUAGUAUAAAUGUAUCUGUUUUCCUAAUGUCAUUUUUCAAUGUCGUUAUAGGAAGCAACGGGCCCCAGAAAUUUUGCAUUGAAAAGGUUGGCAAGGAAACGUGGCUGCCACGCAGUCAUACAUGGCAAGUAUCCUCUAACUCAGUAAACUCCUAAAGAAUUUCUUCAGUCUGAUUUUGUUACAAACACUUGACGAUUUCUCACGCGCUAAUUGAUUGAGAGCUGCGAACUAUGAGAGAAUAGACCGUGAAAAUGACGCGUGAUGCGCAAUUUUUUCUUUUGUCUCUCACGCAAGAUUUUCUAAGAUACUUUGCAAGAAAUUCACGUUAUAACUGUGUUAUUGUAAAAAAACAAAUGUACAACAAUUCUCCAUAGUCUAUACUCGUUUCAGGGCUCAAAAUAACUGCCGCUCAACGGACAAUGUCUGGCCAAGAUAACCAUUUUUUCGGACAGUUGGCCGGUCAUUUUGACCCACGACUUUCAAGUAAAUAGCUAGAAAAAUACAUUUCUUCACAUUAAUUCUGGAAAUUUCAAAAACUGUUAAAAAGUACAGAUGGCACGCCUACGUUUUGCGGCUCCGCGAAUCCUACUGAGCAUUUGUCAAAAAUAAAAUUCAAGCAUUCAUUCAUACACUUCAUUCAAACACGGUAAAAACAGUUACUGUUAUAGGACAAUUAAAAUAGUUAAACUGGUUUACAUGUUUGCCGUGUGGGAGUACGAGGGGGGACAUUUGGCAAUUGGUUACAUUUUUAAACGUAGUAAAAGAUGUGGUCUCUCUGGCAUCGUGGGGAAGGCUAUUCCACAAAUGGGCCCCACUGUAGCAGAUACUUCGUGGUUCGUACGUGAGGGAAUUCGAGUUAUCACACAAAAAGUAGAGUUUUGAACAUAAAUGUCAAUCCCAUGCACACAUUUUGCACACGAAGAUGUUGUACUUUUCCCUUUUUACAGUUCGUACGUGAAAGAACGCAAAUUGUUCACGAGAAAAUUUGCUCAAACGAUUUUAAGAAACCCUUUUCGAACAUCUGCAACUAAAUUAUGCUUCAUGCACCGUAAAGGUUGAUAGCCUAACCACAUUUGCUUCCAAGAAAAUGUUCAAACUGCCGAAAUAUAUUUCUACUCAUCUCAUGUUAUUCCACUUAUUGAAACAAUCUUUAAUUAUUUUGUCAACUGGUUCUUCCAAUGUUAUUCCCUAACACUAGUGUUUCUACUAAAGUUGGGCAUCUCUACUAAGCAACUAGGUAAAUCUAAUACGCUUUAAAAAGGACAAUCACAUGACUUUUGUUGGGAAUAUAGUUUAUUUGUAGCCCGAGUAGCAUCAUUUGCGCCCCGAGCGGAAGGAAAGAUUGUUUAACAUGAAAUCAUGUUGCGGACUGCAAAUUCUGUUUACAGCCCGCACUUUGCCGUUUGGCUCGCGAAAAGGAGCGUUUUAGAGAGGGGAGUUUGUCAUUUGGUCGCGUGUAGUGAUAAUAAUAGGCCAUUUGCACGAUGGCGUCAUUUUACUACUACGACCAGAAUUCUUUUCGUUUUUCCUUUGAUAUGUAAAUUUGGUAGCCCCGGUGGGGUUUAAAUAACAAAAGCCCUAAUUUGUACAAGAAAGCAAAACCCUCAAGGAUCCUGGUCAUAGUAGUAAAAUGACGCCAUCAUGCAAAUGUCCCAUUGCUAUUAUGACUUUUAAAGGCAGCAAGCGUGUGUGACGUGGUUGCACUUAAAGGGAACCUCCACUCUUACUACAGAACAAGUUUAAAUCGAAUAAAAUUUUGUUGAUAAACAAAUUUGUUCGAAAUUUGUCUUAAAAAAAGUGUUUAUAUCAGGAAAGGUGAAUUUUAAAAUCGCUUAUUUUCACUUUCAAAUUUCGCGGGCGCCGCCAUCUUGAAUAAUUGUGACGUGUUACGGUUGCUCUAUUGUUCUGACACAAAGAGCUUUUGUUUAAUAACAAUAGGGCAACCAUUACACGUCACAAUUAUUCAAGAUGACGACGCCCGCAAAAUUUGAAAACAAAAAUAGGCGAAUCUAAAAGUUAUUUCUUUCGGAUACAAACGCUUUCUUUAAAAAUAUUUUAGAUUGACUUGACUGUAACAGUUAUUUCCUGUGAUUUAAAGUUAUCUUUUUGUUGAAGCGGAGGUUCCCUUUAAUUUGUUGGAAAGUAAAAGAUCUGAUGAAAUUUUAAUGCGAGAGAAUAAAGCUUUUUUACACUUCUCUGUGCAGCUUUUUAAAACAAUCAGCUUCUAGAACCAGAAUUACGCCGCAUUCUUCCGAGUUAAAGUCUAUGUCGAAAUAUCAAUUAUUAUUAUCACUACACGCGGCCAAAUACAAACUACCCUUUCUAAAACGCUCCUUUUCGCGGGCCAAACGGCAUAAGUGCGGGCUGUUAAUGGAAUUUGCCGCCUUCAACAUGACUUCAUGUGAGACAAUCGUUCCUUAUGAAAUAAAUUUGUCCUAUUUGGCCUUGUGUAGUGAUAAUUAAGAUAAUCACAUGACUUUUGGAGGGAACAUAGUUUAUUGGGUCUCUCGUAGCAUCAUUUGCACCCUCGUUCUGCUCGGGCGCAAAUGAUGCUACUCGGGUCACGAAUGAACUAUAUGCCCUCCCAAAAGUCCGUAAGUGAUUCUCCUAUUAACGUUUCAUUUGAAGACCUUUGAAAAAUAUGUGAGUUUUAUACUCUGCCUUGAAGGAGGUGAACAGAACUCGUAAGCUAUGAAAUACAUGCGUUGUACCGUUAGCCGCAUAACCGAAAUAGGCCAUAAAUGUCUUGAAACAGCGCCCAUACUAAACCUCGAACCCUUAAACAGUUGCAUUACUGUGCUCAAUAUUUGAAUCAUGACGAUAUCCUUCUAAACACGUUCAGUCGUAAUAAAUGACGAAAAAAAUGUGAAGAACCAAGGUGGCGAUCUCAAAUUGUCUUUGCCCGUUUGUUCUUUAACAGUGUCGUGUUUAGUUGCCAAAAUCUCGUCGGUUCCUAACAUCAACUCAUAGUACCUCCACCCUGCAAUACGCAUACGAACAAAGAUACAAAGCUCGGACCACUGUCAUAGAAUCUACUUUUUUUCAAAAUAGCUCAAAAAAAAGAAAAUUUCGUGUGUGUCGCGUUUAAUUAUCUUAAAAAUCAUGAAAAGGAUAAUAAUUAAAUUCUCUGACUAUUAGGUGAACAAUGUUUCUUUACAUUUUUCUCAUUUCGCAAGUGUAACGAGUUUUUGAGCAUACGAGGCGAUACUUUUUUCUUAAUUGGUGAUUACUUUUUUAAAAUAAAUAUUUUCUUCAUUUUUACCAGCCAUGACCGAGCCAAAACCUCUUUGGCCGGUCGUUAUUUGACAGGUCGGAAACGAGCCAUGGCCGAGCUAAAAUUUGUUCGGCUGGUCGUAUUUUGACCGGUCUGAGAAACGAGCCAUGACCGAGCUAAAAUUUGCUUGUCCGGUCAACAUGACCGGCUACUGUCGGAAAAUUAUUUUGAGACCUGCGUUUAGACGGCAGAAUUUUACAGUGCAAACCGGCACUCGUCCACUUGAGUAUAGAGAGUAUAGGCCUUGGGAAAUUACUCUCUAUUUAACAAUUAUGCAUGUGUUUCAUGUCAUUAUACGUAAAUCAUAGCUGAAAGUAGAAUUUCACCCUUACAUCUUUGUUUUGUUUGAAGUCAUUGUCUUGAAGAAUGAGGAAUGUAUGAAAUUUAGUUGAGAACCUUGAUUGACUGGAGGCAUCACUGGAAAAAAAAACUUGAUGUAGUGUUGUUGUUUUUUUUUUUUCAGUUUCAACCGCCUGGAUCUUCCUCCAUACAAGAGCUACGAACAGUUAGUGGAAAAACUAACUUUUGCAAUAGAAGAAACGGAAGGUUUUGCUCAGGAGUAA